AUGUUGAGGCUCCUUGUCCUUGCUGCUCUCGUCCUUUGUGGUAAGAUACAUUGACAGCUAACUGUACAUCAUCUGCUAAUCCAACUUCACUUUGCUUUACACUUCACUAACUCUCUAUUAUUUUUUUAAAUGUAGUGCUUCUUCUCACAUGUGAGAGUUUCAGUUAUUCUGCCUCACUUACACUUUGAGUAAUAACAAUUAUUAAUCACUCUUCAACCCUAAACAUUAUAUGUCUCUCUUCCUAUCUUUACCAUUGUAAUAGUUUAAAUUACCGUAUAUACUCGAGUAUAAGUCGAGUUUUUCAGCACAUUUUUUGUACUGAAAACCCCCCACUCGUCUUAUACUCGAGUCACUGUCUGUAUUAUGGCAACUUACAUUGCCAUAAUACAGACCAGGACCGCCGAGCUCAUUGCAAGCCCUGCGGUCCUGUUGGGGGUUGGCAGCGAUCUGUAACUUACCUUUCCUGCAGCUCCUGUCAGCUCCCUUCUCUCUCCUCCGGUCCGGUCAGCUCCCUUCUCCUCCACUGUAAGUCUCGUGAGAGCCGCGGGGUCAGAGCGUUGCCACAGGUUACCGUGGCAAUGCUCUGCGCGGCACUCACACCGCGAGAUUUACAGUGGAGCUGACAGGGGAGCUGACCGGACCGGAAGAGACCGGAUAAAAACACAUCUCAAGUAUUGGAAAAAAAAGCUUUUCAAAAAAGAAUGAAAAAACUAAAAAUCCAACGCAACUAAAAAUAGAUCUUUAGCAGGUGGUCUGCACAGGAUAAACUUAAAGGCACGAAAAGUCCAAUCUGGAUCCAAAUUUUAGCUGAACCAUAUUCAGAGCAUAUUCAGGCUCAUUAAGAGUCCUUACUGCAAAAUCUAGGCAAUGUUAAAAACUGAACAAUAUCUGGAUUUUACAGUCCAAAUUAAUCCAUGGAGCACAAGAUGGGUUUGCCCCAUUCAUUACAGGAUCAUUCGGACUUUAGUGAAUAACUCUGAGAUUAAAUUCAUAGAAACGUAGAAUGUGACGGCAGAUGAGAACCAUUCGACCCAUCUAGUCUGCCCAGUUUCCUAAUACUUUAAUUAGUCCCUGGCCUAAUCUUAUGCCUGUCUCACUAAUGCUUACACUCCCUGUGGUUAAACACUGUUUUAACCUCUACCAGUUCAGCUAGAAGGCUAUUCCCUGCAUCCACUACCUCUCUGUAAAGUAAUACUUCCUAAAAUUAUUUUUAAACCUUUCCCCCUCUAAUUUAAAACUAUAUCCUCUUGUUGUGAUAGUUUUUCUUCUUUUAAAUAUAGUCUUCUCCUUUACUGUUUUGAUUCCCUUUAUGUAUUUAAAUGCUUCUGUCAUAUCCCCCCUGCCUUGUCUUUUCUCCAUGCUAUACAUGUUAAGUUCCUUUAACCUUCCCUUGUAAGUUUUAUCCUGCAAUCCAUUUACCAGUUUAGUAGCCCUUCUCUGAACUCUCUCUAAAGUAUCAAUAUCCUUCUGGAGAUACGGUCUCCAGUACUGCGCACAAUACUCCAGUUGAGGUCUCACCAGUGUUCUGUACAAUGGCAUGAGCACUUCCCUCUUUCUACUGCUAAUACCUCUCCCUAUACAACCAAGCAUUCUGCUAGCAUUUCCAGCUGCUCUAUUACACAGUCUGCCUAUCUUUAAUUCAUCUGAAAUAAUUACCCCUGAAUCCCUUUCCUGAGAUGUUGAGGUUAGGACUCUAUCAAAUAUUCUGUACUCUGCCCUUGGGGUUUUACAUCCAAGAUGCAUUAUCUUGCACUUAAAAUGGUAAAUCAAGACAAGACAUUUGCACUGAGCUUAUACUUACUGUGUUUUAUUUACCCCAAAGGACAAUGUUAUGAAGAUGCUGAAGGAAGUGAGAGGGUGGUAGGAGGAUCAAAUUCUGCACAAAAUGCAUGGCCUUGGCAGGUACGUGCGGCUAACUUUUUUCUGUAGAAGGCAAUAGAAAGUAUUGCUAUCAAAACUCCAAGAGAGUGCGACUGUGGAACCCCACGAUAAAUAAAAUACACAAUUAUUUAACAAGAAAAUGUUGAUUACAUACUGUUAAUGCUUUGUUGAUGUUUAAUACAUUUGUUGUAUUGUUUCCCUUGUCCAGAUUUCCCUUCAGUAUCAGUCUGGAAGCAGCUGGUAUCACACCUGUGGAGGUUCCCUUAUCCGUGCUAACCGUGUCAUGACCGCUGCUCACUGUGUAGACAGGUAAUAGCAUUAAAAUAUAUUGUAUUGACAGUAUUAAUACAAACAUUCUCCCUUAAAUGGAUAUUCCAAGCACCAUAACCACCAAUGUUAAUUGGAUAUUUAAACCAUUGUGAAACAGGCUCUAUAACCACUGCCAAAAGUUGUUAUGGUGAUUAGAGUAUUUUCUUAAAUUUAUAAUGUGCAUCCCUAUGAGUAAAGGUGAACAUGCUUAUUUUCUUUAAUAGUACAAUAAAACGUAAAUAUUAAUCACUUGUAAAAUCUUUUUAAUGCAUACAGGAAAAACACAAUUUGCCAAUAUAUUAAUGUAUAUUUGCAUACUCAGACAUAUACUAAUAUAAUAUAUUUUUUUCAAAAAUCUUAGUCCGUUACAACUACAGAAUUUCCUUUGAUCUUUCACUGCUUUUUCUGUCAUCAAAUCAUUUCUGAUCCUUGCUAGGAAUCUGUACUCUGCUUCAUCUUGGAUGGAAUGUCCUAUGCCAAAAGCUAGUUAAACAGAUCCAGUCUAAGAGUCCAUGGCAAAGUAAAAAAACUAUGGGCUGGAUUUAUUGAGCAAAAUAAGGAUUUACUCCAUUGAAGACUAUGGGUGAAUUGUUAUUCAGUAAAAUCUGUCUUAGUACUAAAAUACCUUUUUUUCCUGAAAUUUACAGCAAACAAAAUGCAUGUGUUUUAGUCAUUAAAUAUUGUAAAACAUUUACAUUUUUAUACAAAGUUUUGUUGUAACUGGGAUGCUUCUCAUUUUAUGAUGUAUACCUUCUACCUACUGCGAGUGAUAUAUAAACCAACUAUAUUAUUUUAUUUCUAAUACGCAGAGUUUAUAACUUCCGUGUGGUUUUGGGAGAACACAACCUGAGUGUGAACGAGGGCAGAGAACAAUAUAUAUCCGUGUCAAAGAUUGUAAAACACGCCAGCUGGAACUCCAACAGUGUAGCUUCUGGGUAAGAAAUGGGGAAACCAAUGUGUGAAAUUAUGAAUUUGCCACUUCAUAAAAAUAAUAUUAUAAUGUUUAUAAUAUAACAUUAACAAAACAAUUGCAUUUGUUAAGUUAAAGUCGAUGAAAACUAUUCCCCUUUCGGUAUAUUCUUAUCUCAGGGCUCUCAGUCUUUUGAAACACUCUGGGACAGCUAUUCAUGGUAGAUCACAUUUAAGUACAUAUUCAUCCUAAAAAUAAAUUCACAUUUUUUCAAUAUUAUAUUUUUGUAACAUACAUAAUUAUGCCUUUUUGCUAUAUUUUUUAUUUAUGUAAUGUUCUCCCAAACUGUAGUAAUGUAGUAAUGUUCUCCCAAGGCUUUUUGCUGUAGACACGGUCUUUUCAGAGAAAAUGCAGUGUUUACAUUACAGCCUGAUAACUUCACUGGCCACUCCUCAGAUGGCUGUUAGAGAUCCUUCCUGGGUCAUGGCUGCCUAAAAUGCAUCCAAAUAUUCAGUGUCUCCUCCCUCUGCAUGCAGACAUGGAACUUUCCUCAUAGAGAUUCAUUGAUUCAAUUCAUCUCUAUGAGGAGAUGCUGAUUGGCCAGGGCUGUCUUUGAAUCAUACUGGCUCUGUCCCUGAUCUGCCUCUUUGUCAGUCUCAGCCAAUCCCAUGGGGAAGCACUGUGAUUGAAUCAGACCACCACUUCUGAUGAUGUCAGUAGACUGCUUGAAUACAGUAUGUUUUUGCUAUAUUUAUGGAGGCAUGAGGGGCCUAGUAGGGCUAGAUGUUGGUUUUAACACUAUAGGGUCAGGAAUACAUGUUUGUGUUCUUGACCCUGUAGAGAUCCUUUAACGUAUAUUUACGGAUUCUGUCCUUGUCUAUUGAUCUGCCUUUGAGUCCUUGUUUGUCGCAACUAGAGUAAUAUAUUAUAAUUAUUACAUGCCUUUAUAUCUAUAGGUCUUUCCUCUAGUUGUUGUCCUUUCUUAACAGGUAUGAUAUUGCAAUCCUUCACCUGGCAUCCAGCGCCACUCUGAACAGCUAUGUAAAACUGGCAACACUGCCAAGUUCUGGGACUGUCCUGGCCCACAAUUACGCUUGCACCGUUACUGGAUGGGGCAGAACCAGCAGUAAGCAUAUGAUUUAAAAAAAAUAAUAAUAAUAUUAUAUCUAUACAGUCUUGCUUCCUCCAACAGGUUAUUAGAGACAAUAUUCUGUUGAUUAAUAGAUACUACAUAUGUUCGAUUUAACAUCAUACUCUGCUUAACAUGAGCACCUGUUUUCCCCACAGCUGGUGGAUCCCUCCCAUCAAUCCUCCAGCAGGCCCCUCUGCCUGUGGUCGCUCACUCAACCUGCUCGUCAAGUUCCUACUGGGGCAGCACUGUGAAGAACACCAUGGUGUGUGCAGGUGGUAAUGGAGCUCAGGCUGGAUGCAAUGUAAGAUAUUGAGUUACAUUUUCAUAAUCUUACCAUGUUGUGCAAUUUUUCCUAGAUAGGUUUAUUACUGCAGAUUCUCAUUUCUUGAAAUUUUGAAUGCAUUGUUUGAGUUUGUUUUUGGCCAGCUACCUUUCCAAGACAAGUGUUUCGCUAUUUUGACCUGUCUUACUUAUCAUUCAACGAUUCUGAAGACCACAUUGUAAAAAACAGUGAAGGAUCUGGAGAUGGAGGAAAACUGCCUCUUGUUCUCUCUCCUCAUUUGCUUGUCCUCAUUAUCUAGGUCAAGUUUUCAGAGCAUCACUCACUUAAUUAUGUCUAAGGCCAACAGGGUACUGAUUAGUGCAGCACAUGUCUGUCUUGCAUUGAUUAAUGGCAUAAAGAUUAUGGGGUGACAAUGUAACUUGGAAUUAAAAAAAAAAAACACCUCAUCUUACACAAAGGUACACUGCUUAAUUUUUUUUUAAAGUUUGUAAAAAAUAAAAUAUUUAAUCUGUUUCAAUAAAACAUGGAGGGAGGAUUUGAAGACAACAAUUGGUACACAGAGAUGAAGUGGAGGUGAUAUGGAUAAAAGAAGAGCUUGAAGCCAGAGACAGGAUAUACAGGAUGAAUAAAAGAGAUGGAAAAAAAAUGUGUUAUUAUUAGGCAGAAGGAUUCUGGGCUCAAGUGGAGGGAUCUGAAACACAAAUCAAGAUGAAUGACUGAAUGGCUGCAUGGGUGGCUGGCUAACUGGAUUGAUUGAUUGAUUGAUUGAUUGGUGGUUGAUUGAUUAAUUGAUGGGUGGUUGGCUGGCUGGAAGGAUGGAUAGCUGUCUGGAUAGAUAGCUAGCUGGCUGACCUACAAGACAAGAGAUGGACUGGAAGGUAGAUAAGAGAAAUAGGAGUACAUUUUUCAGUGUAGUUUUGUUGGUGCUAUCCAUGUUUUUUAAUCAUGUAUUUGAUAAUAUUCCUAACCAUAGUUUUGUAGACAUAUUGGUUAUAACAUCUAUUCAAACAUUUUUAGUAACUGAUUGAAAAUGUAUGUCAUUAUUACAAGCAUACCCUUGGAUGCUUACAUUGGAUAAAGAUGGUCUAGACUACAUUUUUUUUCUGUUAUAGGGAGAUUCUGGGGGACCCCUCAACUGUGCUGUCAGUGGAGUUUACCAGGUCCAUGGUGUAACUAGUUUUGUGUCUUCUUCUGGAUGCAAUGCCUACAAGAAACCAACAGUGUUCACCAGAGUCUCUGCUUAUAUAUCCUGGAUCAAUGCUGUAAGUUUAUUUUACAAAAAAUAGAUAUGUAUGUGCUCUAGAAUGAAAAUAGUGAAAAUAGUGUUUGUUCCUUUAUCCAUUUGUAAUUUUAUCAAAUUUAUAAAUAAAUUUAGUGUUCGCCAAUAUCAACAUAUGAAAAUUAGAAUUAUUUUAUAUUUAAAUUUUGCUUGCACAAACAUAAUUUGUAUGAAUAUCCACCAAAGUGCAUCCAGCCAUUUGGUGUCUAAUGCAUGCUAUCCAUAGCUAUAUAUCAGAUCAUGGGCAAUAAAAGCAUGGUAAGUCAAUUGGGAAGAAAAAAAAGGAAAUAUAUGAGGCAAAAAGAGUUAGAGCAAAGCCCAUUACCUGCAGGCAAUGUGGCUGUUUUAUAAAAGCAUGAGAGGAAACCAACAAUGUAGUUUUCUACUCAAAUCAUAGGUGCCUGCACUAUAGAUCUGGAUCUUUGUGAAACUUUAACAUCCAACACUAGCAAAACAUACUGUGGGCUUUUGUUAACAUUAAAUGGAAAGCCAUUGUGGCUGCGCUUCUUCUUUCCUCUCGCCCCGCUCGAUCCUGUCCCAUCUCACUUUAUCGGAUCUCUCUCCCCUUGUCUUGAGCCUUCCUUAACACACAUCUUCAACUGCUCUCUCUUCUGGUGUUGUCCCUGCUGACCUUAAACAUGCCACUGUAGUAUCUAUGCUGAAAAAAACAUCUCUUGACCUGUCCUCCCCCUCUAACUAUCGUCCCAUAUCCCUACUUCCAACUCUCUCCUUGACCCUCUUCAAUUUGGCUUAUGCCCUCUCCACUCUACUGAAACUGCUCUUACCAAAGUUACUAAUGACCUAAUCGCAGCUAAAUCCAAAGGCCACUACUCCAUACUAAUUCUUCUUGACCUCUCUGCUGCUUUUCUUUGACUGUUGAUCAUGCUCUCCUUCUUCAAACUCUUCAAUCACUUGGUCUCUGUGACUCUGUCCUCUUGUGGUUUUCUUCUCCAUCUCAUUCAGUGUCUCCUUUUCUAAUGAUACCUUCUCACCUCUUCCUGUCUGAGUUGGAGUCCCCCAAGACUCUGUCCUUGGUCCCCUACUAUUUUCUCUUUAUACUGCCUCUCUUGGCAAACUUAUUACCUCUCUUGUAUUCCACUACCACCUGUAUGCUGAUGACACCCAGAUACAUCUCUCCUCCCUGGACCUCUCCCCUGCCGUCAUGCAACGUGCCACUGCUUGCCUUUCUUCCAUCUCUGACUUGAUGUCUUCCCGCUUUCUGAAACUCAAUCUCUCUAAAACUGAGCUCCUUGUCUUUCCUCCUCCUAAUACUGAUCCUCCUCGUUCGCUCUCCAUUCAAGUUAGUGGUAUCCACAUAAGUCCAUCCUUGCAAGUGCGCUGUCUUGGCGUCAUACUUGAUUCUGGCCUCACCUUUGAGCCUCACAUGCAGAAUGUUGCCAAAUCCUGUAGAUUCCAUCUUAAAAAAAUAGCCUGCAUGCGCCCCUUUCUUACGCAAGGAACUUGUCCAUGCUCUAGUAAUUUCCUGCAUGGAUUAUUGUAACCCUCUCCUAAUUGGUCUACCCAAAAAUCUUUUUGUCUGUAAGGAAUGCUACCGCCAGACUGAUUUUCCUCUUUAGUCGGUCCUCUCACACCUCCCCCCUCUUUCAGUCCUUUUAGUCCUUACAUUGGCUUCCUGUACAUUUGCAUAUGGCACACUUUGUCAGAGAAAGUGGCAUACUUGGAUUUCAAAUACAUAACAUGUCAUGGUAUACAACAUGUUUAAUUACACAGCAAUGUUGUUUCAUGAUGGAGACAAUACUUUUUAAAAGCAAUAUACAAUUCCCUCUUGUAGUGAGAGAAUAGAAACCAUAUGCAGAGGAUAAUUGAGGAGAUAGAAGGGAAGUAGAAGAUGAAGAAGAGGAAAAAAAAUGGGGGAAAGUCCCGUCUGUGCUCAACCCUGCACAUACGUAGCCCCAUCAACUCUAUCGCAUCAGCAUUCAAACCUUACCCCUCAUAUACCUCCCAAAGCUGUUAUACUUUAUUAAAAGUUGUCAUUGAAUUAUGAACUUGGGCCAUAUGUUUGGUCAUGAAAUAAUUAUCUUUACAUGUCAAAAUUAUUUGUCCUUUGUUGGGCAUCUCCAUUCCCAGCCACAUCUGCACUAGAGCUCUUUAUGCUGCCAGUGUGACUUUAUUUAAUAAUUUGGGUUCCUUGCAUAGAAGACCCUCCGUGGCUUUAGCAUAUAAGAAGGACCAGGGCUUAAUAUCUAUGUGUCAGCGAAAUACUCUCGCUAGUAGAUUCCUGAUUAUCCCCCAAUACUGCUGCAUAUUGGGGCAUGUCCUCCAUAUAUGAAUAUUUGCUCCCCCAGCACUGCCAGCACACGUCCAUCAUUGAUUUGCCCACGUGAUGCAAGUUGAUUGGUGUCGUACAAUUUCUCAUCAUGGUCUUAAAAGAUUGUUCCUGUAGUUUAACACAAAUUUAGAUUUUUUGCGGCAGCAUUCAAUAUGUCUUCCCACUUCCCCGCUUCCAGUGCUGCAAAUCAGCUUACCACUGUAUGACAUAAUGAAAUAUAUCCCUCUCACCUCCUGGGGCACCAAGAUGAGCACAGAGCACUUGGGCUUUUUGAUGCAUAUCAAGAAUAUAUUAAGAACAUAUCAAUUUUUCUUUGGUAACUAACAAUGCAUUCUUCUUCUUUCAGAAUAUCUAAACAGAAGACAUGUUACCAAGAAACACUUAUAAAGACAUCAAAAAAAGAUUGUCCUUAUACUGUUUGAAUUCUGUAUUGGCACCCAACAUGCAUUAAAGAACAACAUAUUCUUACCAGCUGUCGUAGCACUAUUGUUGUGUUUUGUUUCAUUUAAAUCCAAGGUUUAUUUAUUUUUUAAUAAAAGUUUUAAUCCAAUGCGUAAGUCAUGGUGGGCAAUGCUCAAUAUUAUUCUUUAAUUAGCCUCUUCACCACCAAGCUCUUUUCAUUUAAAAUAAUAACGUAAUAUGUAUUUGAAACAUAAUGCACACAACUAUAGGGUGCAAGAUCAUUCUUGUAAAACUUAUUUUAUGGUCCUCUGUGGUAUCCUCCCAUGAAAUCCAUUCUCGAUUAGUGUUUUAAGUAUUGUAGAUUCGCUAACAGGGAUGUUAGCAUUUGCCAGUGGCUUUUGUAAGUCUUUAGCUGACACUCUAUGUGUUUAUGUGCACGAUUUUUGUCACGAACAGUAGGUGCAGUAAAUAUACAGUUGCAAGAAAAAGUAUGUGAACCCUUUGGAAUAAUAUGGAUUUCUGCACAAAUUGGUCAUAAAAUGUGAUCUGAUCAUCAUCUAAGUCACAACAAUAGACAACCACAGUCUGCUUAAACUAAUAACACACAAAGAAUGAAAUGUUGCCAUGUUUUUAUUGAACACACCAUGUAAACAUUCACAGUGCAGGUGGAAAAAGUAUGUGAACCAUUGGAUUUAAUAACUGUUUGAACCUCCUUUAGCAGCAAUAACUUCAACCAAAUGUUUCCUGUAGCUGCAGAUCAGACGUGCACAACAGUCAGGAGUAAUUCUUGACCAUUCCUCUUUACAGAACUGUUUCAGUUCAGCAAUAUUCUUGGGAUGUCUGGUGUGAAUCGCUUUCUUGAGGUCAUGCCACAGCAUCUCAAUCGGGUUGAGGUCAGGACUCUGACUGGACCACUUCAGAAGGCGUAUUUUCUUCUGUUUAAGCCAUUCUGUUGUUGAUUUAAUUCUAUGCUUUGGGUUAUUGUCCUGUUGCAACACCCAUCUUCUGUUGAGCUUCAGCUGGUAGACAGAUGGCCUUAAGUUCUCCUGCAAAAUGUCUUGAUAAACUUGGGAAUUCAUUUUUCCUUCGAUAAUAGCAAUCCAUCCAAGCACUGACGCAGCAAAGCAGCCCCAAACCAUGAUGCCCCACCACCAUACUUCACAGUUGAGGUUUUGAUGUUGGUGUGCUGUGCCUUUUUUUCACCACACAUAGUGUUGUGUGUUUCUUCCAAACAACUCAACUUUGGUUUCAUCUGUCCACAGAAUAUUUUGCCAGUACUGCUGUGGAACAUUCAGGUGCUCUUGUGCAAACGGUAAACAUGCAUCAAUGUUUUGUUUGUACAGCAGUGGCUUCCUCUGUGGUAUCCUCCCAUGAAAUCCAUUCUUGAUUAGUGUUUUACGUAUUGUAGAUUUGCUAACAGGGAUGUUAGCAUUUGCCAGUGACUUUUGUAAGUCUUUAGCUGACACUCUAGGAUUCUUCUUCACCUCAUUGAACAGUCUGCGCUGUGCUCUUGCAGUCAUCUUUACAGGACGGCCACUCCUAGGGAGAGUAGCAGCAGUGCUGAACUUUCUCCAUUUAUAGACAAUUUGUCUUACCGUGGACUGAUGAACAGCAAGGCUUUUGGAGAUACUUUUAUAACCCUUUCCAGCUUUAUGCAAGUCAACAAUUCUUAAUCAUAGAAACAUAGAAACAUAGAAUGUGACGGCAGAUAAGAACCAGUCUGCCCAAUUUUCUAAAUACUUUCAUUAGUCCCUAGCCUUAUCUUAUGCCUAUCCCACGCAUGCUUAAACUCCUUUACUGUGUUAACCUCUACCACUUCAGCUGGAAGGCUAUUCCAUGCAUCCACUACCCUCUCAGUAAAGUAAUACUUCCUGAUAUUAUUUUUAAACCUUUGUCCCUCUAAUUUAAGACUAUGUCCUCUUGUUGUGGUAGUUUUUCUUCUUUUAAAUAUAGUCUCCUCCUUUACUGUGUUGAUUCCCUUUAUAUAUUUAAAUGUUUCUAUCAUAUCCCCCCUGUCUCGUCUUUCCUCCAAGCUAUACAUGUUAAGAUCCUUUAACCUUUCCUGGUAAGUUUUAUCCCGCAAUCCAUGAACCAGUUUAGUAGCCCUUCUCUGAACCCUCUCUAAGGUAUCAAUAUCCUUCUGAAUAUACGGUCUCCAGUACUGUGUACAAUACUCCAAGUGAGGUCUCACCAGUGUUCUGUAAAAUGGCAUGAGCACUUCCCUCUUUCUACUGCUAAUACCUCUCCCUAUACAACCAAGUAUAAUGCUAGCAUUUCCUGCUGCUCUAUUACAUUGUCUGCCUACCUUUAAGUCAUCAGAAAUAAUCACCCCUAAAUCCCUUUCCUCAUAUGUUGAGGUUAGGACUCUAUCAAAUAUUCUGUAAUCUGCCCUUGGGUUUUUACGUCCAAGAUGCAUUAUAUUGCACUUAUCCACGUUAAAUGUCAGUUGCCACAAUUCUGACCAUUUUUCUAGUUUACCUAAAUCAUUUGCCAUUUGGCUUAUCCCUCCUGGAACAUCAACCCUGUUACAUAUCUUAGUAUCAUCAGCAAAAAGACAUACCUUACCAUCAAGACCUUCUGCAAUAUCACUAAUAAAAAUAUUAAAUAGAAUACAGAUCCCUAAUCGUAGGUCUUCUGAGAGCUCUUUUGUGCGAGGCAUCAUUCACAUCACGCAAUGCUUCUUGUGAAAAGCAAACCCAGAACUGGUGUGUGUUUUUUAUAGGGCAGGGCAGCUGUAACCAACACCUCCAAUCUCAUCUCAUUGAUUGGACUCCAGUUGGCUGACAUCUCACUCCAAUUAGCUCUUGGAGAUGUCAUUAGUCUAGGGGUUCACAUACUUUUUCCACCUGCACUGUGAAUGUUUACAUGGUGUGUUCAAUAAAAACAUGGCAACAUUUCAUUCCUUGUGUGUUAUUAGUUUAACCCCUUAAGGACACAUGUCAUGAUUCCCUUUUAUUCCAGACGUUUGUUUCUUAAGGGGUUAAGCAGACUGUGAUUGUCUAUUGUUGUGACUUAGAUGAUGAUCAGAUCACAUAGUAAGAGCAAUUUGUACAGAAAUCCAUAUCAUUCCAAAUGGUUCACAUACUUUUUCUUGCAACUGUAUGUAGCUACUUGUUAAACAAAAGUGUCUAAAUAGCCCAAUAUCCACCCCUCCCACCAGAUAUUUUCUAUAAGUCAGGUGACUGUAACAGCCAUUGUAGAAUUUCCAGGACUACCUCUGCAACCAAACCAUGGUGGAAUUUGAGGUAUGCUUGGGAUCAUUGUCUUGUUGGAAGGUCCAAUGACACCCAAGCUUCAGCUUCCUCACAGUCAGCGUGAUGUUUUCUUCUAGAAUCUCAUGAUACUUCAAUGAAUUCAUCUCACCUUCCACAUGCAACAGGUUUCCAGUGCCAGAGGAUACAAAGCACCAUGCUUAACUGUUGGCAGUGUUCUUUUCUGUGUAUACUUUAUUAUUUUUCCUCCAGAUAUAGUGCUAAUGGGCCGAAAAAUUCCAGUUCUGUUUCAUCAUUCCACAACACAGAAGCCCAAAACUUCUGUGGCUUAUUUAUUAGAUUUAGAGCACAUUUGAACUGACUUUUCUUGUGCUUUUUGGUCAGUAGUGUUGUACGUCUUGGAGUUCCGGCAUGGAACACUCUGCGUUUAGUACGCUUUUUACUGUGCUCAUUGAAACCUCAGUGUCUGUUGCCACCAUAUAUUUCUGCAGGUCUUUUGCAGUCACUCAAGGAUUUUUCACAACCUGCCUUCUAAGAUAUCUGGGUGCAGCCAUUGAUAGCUUCCUUUUUCUUCCCCAUUCAGGUAGUGUAACCCCUGUUCCUUAAACUAUGAACAUGUGAACUAGUGAGCCUUUGAAAAAGCCUGUUUUAUACCACCUUGGAGAUUCCAGACCUAUCUUUGAAAUUUUAUCCUGAAAUUUUAUCCUGAAGAUACUCACAGCAACAUCCUUGGUGAGGAUUAUACCACCCAAGUCAUGUAGGAUUAAGCAAUACCUGUGUUUGCUCUCUGUUUAGGAUAUCUGAUUGCCCACCAGCGGUAAAACAAUUAAAAGCCUGGGAACAAUACUUAUCAAGAACCACAAGGAUCUACUAUCAUAUGCACAGACGGAGAUUGUUCUUCUUCAAUCUGGAGUUGACCAUAAGCUGCAGAAUAUUGUAAGUGCAUUUCUGUUCUUUUAUAUUCCACCAGGAUUUAUAAUAUACUACACUAUAUUCCGUUUUUUCUGUUCAUUUUAUAUACCACUUUGGAUUUGAGAACAAUUCUACAGGCGCUGUCUCCCCGCACCCUUCUCUGUAUACCAACUACAAUACCAGAAAGAAGAGACUCUGGUUAGAGAAGACCAAGCUGCUGUAAAUACGAAGUACAGGCACCAAAAUUCCAUCCCCUUACUAUUCCUGACACCUCUCAGUCUGUACAUUUCUUACAUGCUUAAAUUGUCUCAGUAACCUUCUGGGCUCUUCACAUAUCUUGCAAACAUUACAAUGGUGACAUCACUACUUGGUGUGCAGUGGGUCAAGAAUAUAAGAUAUAAUUGCCUAAUGUUGUGCAUGGGUGCCACCAUCUUCUUUUUUCAGCUCCUUGCACUUCAUCCACCAGGAGCCCAUGUCAGCGCUUUACUCUUGCGCAUCUGUGGGAGUACAGCAUUGAUGUCUAUGUAAGAUCCCACAAGAUCGUGAGAGACUCCAUAGAAGCUCUCUUGCGAUCAGUGAUACAAUGCCAUUUUCACACCGCCAUCACUACCAAUGGCAGGGGUAUUGACAAAACUUGGCUGUGGAUAUUUUCUGGCUUAUGUGAUUUUUUUUCAUCUUAAUAAAACUGAAUAUUUUAGGACAACUUAGUAAAAACUAUUUUUGAUUUAGAUAAUGUUUCCAAUACCAUUAUUUUGGUCUAAAAUUUGCAGCAGUUCACUGUUUAGUAAAUAGCCUUGUGUUAAUUCUUGUUCUAAAUUAGGCUGUUUUAAGUUAUUAUACUGCUCUAAUUUAGGCAUUUAAGUUAUAUGUAUAAAUACACAUGGCCAAAUUUGAUAACCUUUAAAACUUCAUCUGUUAUGAGCUUGGCUCUAACACUAACAAGGGAACAUGGUAAACGACAUAUGUUUGAUAAGGUGAAGCUUAAUACAAUUUACCUGGCAUUCAGCCUGAGCUCUGUUACCCCCAGCACCCAUCAUCAUAGACUUGACUGUGCUCCCUCAGUAAGAGCUGCUGGAGCAGGUUGAGUGAGUGACUACAGACAAAACAUUUGUCAGGUAUAGCCUGACAUGCAUUCCGCCGUAGGAACCCACUUCCGGGUUCACGGCGCUUAGCCCCGCCCCUUUUUCUGACGCGGUCCUUCCACGAUACUUAGGAAGACCGCGCCAGAUUCAAAGGGCUGGAUUAUUUGCACAGGUGCCUGCAAAGUGAUCAGCUGCUCUACCUUGAUCCUGCCUGUAUCGGACCUCGGCUUGCUAAAAUGGACUUCUACCAUCUCCACUCCUAGACCUCGGCUUGCUAAAACGGACUUCUACCUUCUCCACUCCUAGACCUCGGCUUGCUAAAACGGACUUCUACCUUCUCCACUCCUAGACCUCGGCUUGCUAAAACGGACUUCUACCUUCUCCACUCCUAGACCUCGGCUUGCUAAACGGACUUCUAACCCUCUUCUCCACCAUUGGAUGUGAUUAACCCCUUCAGUUCCAGAACUGCCUUUUAAGUUAAGUAAAUUGUUUCUCCAAUCAAGCUACUCUCUGUUACUAAUCAUAGACUGUAUCUGAAGGCUCAUUACUGUGUCAUUCUCUCAAGUUAUUCCCUCUUAUUCAUAAGGAACUGCUGCUAAGGCUAAAUUCUUCCUCCAAUAAUCAAAUUAUUCCUAAUUGCAACUCUGUACUGCUUCAUUAAUAAUCUUGCUUGUAAAUUAUUCCAUCUUAAUUAAUCUGAAAACUAACUCUGCCUAUUUUUUCUGCAUUAUUCCUAAUUGGGAAUUAAUUGGCUUGUGCAAAUCAUCAUUGACUUAUACUUUACUCACAAUUAACAUCCUACAUGAGUAUUUAAAGCUACAGUAACCACUGCUUCAUAUCAGUAUAAAAGGAGGUGAAACUAAUAGUUUCUGCAAUUAGAAAAUUCUGCAGUUGAGUUCCAACUAAAAUAAGUAUUACAACAUUCUAAUCUCUUUCAUCAGUUCUUUCAACGUAAGAAUAGUAUCAUCUGCAUAUAAGUUGAUCUUAAUAUUAUCCUCUUUAUUCUCAAAACCUCUUAUAUUUUGAUUACAAUGGAUAGAAACUGCUAAAGACUCAACUGAUAUAAGAAAUAAAAGAGGUGAGAGGGGACAUCCCUGUCUUACUCCGUUCAUAAGUUUAAACCAAUAAGAAUAAAAACCAUGCCCUACUACUCUAGCUGAGGGGCCAUAAUAAAGUAUCAUGAUUUUGUCCAUUAUCUCAUCAUGUAGGCCAAAAGCUAAUAAUGCUUCUUUCACAAAGGACCAGCUGACCCUGUCGAAGGCCUUUUUGGCAUCUAGCGACAGGGUCUGAUUUGACCUAAUCUAGAAUGUCUAGCAAUCUCCUAAUAUUGUUUACUGAGGAUCUUCCUGGUACAAAACCCACUUGGUCCAAAUGUAUCACGGAGGGUAUAAUAUUUUUAAGUCUUUCCACUAAGAUGAAUAAUGCUUGAUAUCCACAUUUAAUAAUGAGAUAGGCCAGUAGUUCAUAACAUUAUCUUGGUCUUACCCUGUUUGGGAAUAGGGAUUAUAUGGGCUUGAACUAUUUCCUCUGGAAUCUUACUAGAUUUCCCCAAAUCAUUAAAGACUUUAGUAAUAUCCUUUAUGAUGUUGUCUUUCUUCAAUAUAUAGAAUAAGUUAUUAUACCCAUCUGGGCAAAGAAUUUUAUUUUUCUUCAAUUUUACAAUGGCGAGUUAAAUUUCUUUCUGAGUAAAAGGUUGGUUUAGUUUUAUUAAUUAAGCCUGAGAAAUCUUAGGUAGAUUAAGGUUUUCAAAGUAUCUUUUAACUGCUUUGAUUGGAUCUGGAUCUGGAAGAUUAUACAGUGUUUUAUAAAAGUUUUUAAAAGUUUCUCCAAUCUCUUUGGGUGACAUCACCAAUUUAUCCCCAUAUUUAAUUUUUGUGAUAAAUCUCUUUGCUUUUUCUUUUUUUAACUUAUUGGUCAUCUAAUUACUAGUUUUAUUACCUUGAUAAUACCACUUCCUUUUAAGGAAUUCCAGUGCUAUGUUAGCAUUGGUGAUUAAUAAAUCAUUUUUUUUCAUUGCCAUUAUAUUUGUUGUGGUAGUGUUAGAUGGAUUUAAUUUAUUUUGUUUAUUUAAACCAUCCAAUUCUAUCUAUAAUUUUGUGAGGUUAUUAAAUGUAUCUCUUUUGUCUAUAGACCCUAUUUUAAUUAUGUGACCCCCUAAUCACGCAUUCGUAGGCACACCAUAUGGUUGGUGUGUCUACCUCGGUAUCUCUAUUCUCCCUAAAAUAUAGAUCUGUCAUUGUCUUUAGAAAAUCCAAAUUACUCUUUUUUUUGUAAGAAUUUGAUCAUUUAAUAUCCAUUGCUGUCUCUGUUUUAUAUAUGUGUCUUGAAUAUCUAAAACUAUUCCAUUAUGUGGAAGAAUCGCGUACCCAGGCCAGAGAUUUCUUUGAGAGAAAUGACACAGGGGACGUUUCAACUGCUACGUUGUGGUGUACUUUUAAAGCAUAUAUGAGAGGAUGUCUUAUAAAAAUGGAUGCUAAUAUAAAAAAACAGAAAGGAAGAAAGCUGAAUGAGCUUAAUAUAGUUCUGGCAAAAUUGGAACAACUCCAUAAGAUUACUUUAGAUCAUGGAGUCUUGGAGGGCAUUGAGGAGAUUAGGAAAAAAAUAUUGGUAAGAACUCAAGAGAAAAUAAACAAAGCAAUGCCAACAUUAAAACGAGGAUGGUAUUAUGGAAAUAAUAAAACAGGUAAAAAUCUUUCAAAUAAAUUAAAAAAUAAGAAUAAAUCUCAUUCUAUACAAAAUAUUAUAGUUGGAAACAAAAAACAUUUUUCACCAACUCAAAUAGCUAAAGCAUUUGAAGAAUACUAUAAAAGUCUGUACAAUUUAAAACUCAAGGAGCCUUCUAAUUGGGAAAUACAGCAGUUUUUUGAUAAAUUAAAUUUGCCAAAAAUAACCAUUGAAAAUUCGUUGAAUAGUCCUUUCUCUAUACAGGAGAUUAGUAACACCAUCAGUGCACUAAAAGAGGGCAAAGCCCCAGGCCCAGGUGGUUUCUCAUCAAUUUUUUAUAAGAAAAUAAAUGGAAUAAUUUCACCAUAUAUGUUGAGGACAUUCAAUGAAUUUGCCAAUCUUAAAGUAAUUUCAUCAGAAAUGCUUCAGGCUUCCAUAAUGCCAAUCCUAAAACCAGAUAAAGAUCCGGCAUAUACUUUAAAUUAUAGACCAAUCUCUCUCAUUAAUCUAGAUAUUAAAUUGUACUCCAGAAUAUUGGCUGACAGACUAAAAGGAAUCAUACCAGAUAUCGUGCACUUAGAUCAGAGUGGGUUUGUGGAGGGCAGGGGUAUGCCUGAUAAUAUUCGGAAAUUAAUGACUGUUUUAUAUCAUGCAAGUCAAAGCCCGUCCCCCUUUGCCUUGGUCACCCUUGAUGCCGAGAAGGCUUUUGACCAUGUUAUUUGGAAAUAUCUGGAAGAGGUUCUGAGUGCCUUUGGUAGGCAGUGUUUUUAAGGAGUGUACAAUGGCAUUAUAUAAAGAUCCCCAAGCUAGGGUCUCUGGAUUUAUGUUUCAAUCAGAAUGGUUCCCAAUUAGAAAUGGGACACGACAAGGUUGCCCCUUGGCUCCUUUGUUAUAUAUCCUUUCUAUAGAGCCUUUGGCAGCAGCCAUUAGACAGAAUGAGGAUAUCAGUAGCUUAAAGGUGAACAAUUCGGAGAAUAAAAUUACACUCUAUGCAGAUGACGUCCUCCUGUCUCUCACGGACCCUAUUAGAUCUAUUCCUACAGCAUUCUGUCUGAUUGAGGAAUAUGGUAAAAUUUCUGGUUAUAAAGUAAAUAUAAAAAAAACACAAAUUCUGAUAAAAGGUCUAACCGGGCCUAGCGAAAAAAAUGCUUAAGGAUGAUUUUAAAUGUGACUGGGAGGCUAGGAGCAUAAAAUAGCUAGGGGUGAGAUUAUUUUGGAAUUAUAGUGAAAUCGGUAAACUUAACUAUUUAGAAAUAGUUACUCAAUUUAGGAAAAUCCUUAAAUCAUGGAGGGGUAUAGAACUGUCAUGGAUGGGAAGAAUUGAAGCAGUUAACUCCUAUUUACUUCCUAAAUUGACUUUUUAUUUAGGAAUCUCCCAUUGAUGGUGGAUUCCCAGAUGAUACGCGGUCUUCAAAAACAGAUUUCAGAUUAUAUCUGGCAGGAUAGGUGUCACAGAGUUUCACUGGAAAUUCUACAGAGAGACUGCAGGGAGGGGGGAGUUUCCUUUCCGGAUGUCCAAAAAUUAUAUAUGUUUGACAUGACAGUUCAUCUAGUUAUGUGUGAUAAUUUUACAUCCUCAAGACCAACUUGGCUAGAUAUCGAAAAAGCUGAUCUUAGUAAUAUCGAGCCUAUACACUUUAUUUGGUGCGAUAGCAAGCUUGUGAAAAGCAUAAAAUCUAAUAAUCCGAUGAAUAAUACAAUGAUAUAUGUAGUAAAGCAUUUAAAGAAAAAAUAUGGUACCAAAUAUAUAUCAAGAAGUGCCCCACUAGUAUGUUUAAAAUAUUAUAUAAAAGAUAUAAAUAUUCAAGAAUGGGUAAAGGGUGGAAUUAUAAAUUUUGAGUUAUUAGAGGGAAAUUAAAUCUUACAUUUUCCAAUGCUACAGCUUAAAUUUAAUCUCCCUCCUAAAGAAUUAUUUAAUUGCUUAAGAAUAAAAUCCUUUAUCUUAAGCAAAGAACUUUCGGAAAACACCCCAACUGAUCAAUUUAUGGAAUCUCAUUAUAGAAAAAAAUUGCUUCCCAAUUUAACAGAUUUAUGAAAAAUCAAAAGCAAAUAGAUAAAGCAUCAGCAUUGAUUAAAUGGGAGCAAGAUUUUCAAUUUUCUUUUUCACUCAAUUAGUGGUUAACGGGCCUACACUUAUUGAAAAGACAUAUACAUGGAGUAAAUAUAAGGGAAGUGUACUUUAAACUUGUCUAUCGAUGGUACCAAGUGCCCACCCGUCUUCAUAAAUUUCAACCUACACUCCUUCCAGACUGUUGGAGAUGUGGUAGGGCACUAGGCUCUUUUUCUCACAUAUGGUGGGAUUGUCAUGAGCUGAAUCCCAUGAAAUUAAUACUAUAUGAGCUAGUAAGUUUUAUUCUUGGGGUACAAGCAGAUAUAACUCCCCAACUGUUUUUGUUUCAUUUAGAAAUGCCAAGGGUUAAUACAAAUUGCAAAAUCCUCUUGAUUCAUAUUUUUAUGGCAAUUAAAAUAGUUAUGGCCAGAAACUGGAGAAAUAUAGGCCCAUUAAAUUGGCACGACAUACGCUCACAAGUGGAUUUCCAGUAUAGAAUGGAAGCAGGCAUAGCAUUAGACAGAGUAUCUAAAGUGAAAUAUGACGGAAUUUGGACCCCUUGGGUUAGUUAUUUAAGAUCAAAUGAGUAAAUCCCAUACCCCAUCAAAUCCCCAAUUUCACCUUCUUUCAGUCAGGCAAGUUAGUGUUUCUUUGUAUGAGUAUGAAUGAAGUUAAUUUGUUUACCUUUUCUUUUUUUUUUUUAUGUUUAACUUUGUAAAUGUAGCAAUAUAUUAUAGUAAUUUAUUCAGAAAAUAUGUUAUAUGGUGAAUUUUAAGUGAAAAAUAAAGAUAUAUAAAACUAUUCCAUUAUGAUCCGACCAAGAAAUAGUUACUAUGAAUAUCUUUUUAAUCUUAUUGGUCAGAUUGAUAUCACUUAGUACAACAUCAAUUCUUGAAUAUAGAAGAUGAGUUUUUGAAAAAUAAGUAAAAUCAAGUUCCUUUGGUUGGAACACAUGACACAGAUCUAGCAAAGCAUGGUUUCUUAUUAAUUCACUCAGCCUUUUAGCAUUAUUUUGAGUAUUUAUGUUGGUUUUAGGAACCCCCAUAUUUUUACAAUCAUACAUUAUGUCCAUGACACAGUUAAAAUCCCCCAUCACAACAACAGAUCCUUGUUUAAACUUUUAUAUUUCUUUAAAGAUAUUCUUUAUAACUUUAAUUUGACAUUGGUUAGGUUAACGAUCGUAUAUACAGGGAGUGCAGAAUUAUUAGGCAAGUUGUAUUUUUGAGGAUUAAUUUUAUUAUUGAACAACAACCAUGUUCUCAAUGAACCCAAAAAACUCAUUAAUAUCAAAGCUGAAUAUUUUUGGAAGUAGUUUUUAGUUUGUUUUUAGUUUUAGCUAUGUUAGGGGGAUAUCUGUGUGUGCAGGUGACUAUUACUGUGCAUAAUUAUUAGGCAACUUAACAAAAAACAAAUAUAUACCCAUUUCAAUUAUUUAUUAUUACCAGUGAAACCAAUAUAACAUCUCAACAUUCACAAAUAUACAUUUCUGACAUUCAAAAACAAAACAAAAACAAAUCAGUGACCAAUAUAGCCACCUUUCUUUGCAAGGACACUCAAAAGCCUGCCAUCCAUGGAUUCUGUCAGUGUUUUGAUCUGUUCACCAUCAACAUUGAGUGCAGCAGCAACCACAGCCUCCCAGACACUGUUCAGAGAGGUGUACUGUUUUCCCUCCUUGUAAAUCUCACAUUUGAUGAUGGACCACAGGUUCUCAAUGGGGUUCAGAUCAGGUGAACAAGGAGGCCAUGUCAUUAGAUUUUCUUCUUUUAUACCCUUUCUUGCCAGCCACGCUGUGGAGUACUUGGACGCGUGUGAUGGAGCAUUGUCCUGCAUGAAAAUCAUGUUUUUCUUGAAGGAUGCAGACUUCUUCCUGUACCACUGCUUGAAGAAGGUGUCUUCCAGGAACUGGCAGUAGGACUGGGAGUUGAGCUUGACUCCAUCCUCAACCCGAAAAGGCCCCACAAGCUCAUCUUUGAUGAUACCAGCCCAAACCAGUACUCCACCUCCACCUUGCUGGCGUCUGAGUCGGACUGGAGCUCUCUGCCCUUUACCAAUCCAGCCACGGGCCCAUCCAUCUGGCCCAUCAAGACUCACUCUCAUUUCAUCAGUCCAUAAAACCUUAGAAAAAUCAGUCUUGAGAUAUUUCUUGGCCCAGUCUUGACGUUUCAGCUUGUGUGUCUUGUUCAGUGGUGGUCGUCUUUCAGCCUUUCUUACCUUGGCCAUGUCUCUGAGUAUUGCACACCUUGUGCUUUUGGGCACUCCAGUGAUGUUGCAGCUCUGAAAUAUGGCCAAACUGGUGGCAAGUGGCAUCGUGGCAGCUGCACGCUUGACUUUUCUCAGUUCAUGGGCAGUUAUUUUGCGCCUUGGUUUUUCCACACGCUUCUUGCGACCCUGUUGACUAUUUUGAAUGAAACGCUUGAUUGUUCGAUGAUCACGCUUCAGAAGCUUUGCAAUUUUAAGAAUGCUGCAUCCCUCUGCAAGAUAUCUCACUAUUUUUGACUUUUCUGAGCCUGUCAAGUCCUUCUUUUGACCCAUUUUGCCAAAGGAAAGGAAGUUGCCUAAUAAUUAUGCACACCUGAUAUAGGGUGUUGAUGUCAUUAGACCACACCCCUUCUCAUUACAGAGAUGCACAUCACCUAAUAUGCUUAAUUGGUAGUAGGCUUUCGAGCCUAUACAGCUUGGAGUAAGACAACAUGCAUAAAGAGGAUGAUGUGGUCAAAAUACUCAUUUGCCUAAUAAUUCUGCACUCCCUGUAAAACAUUAUUUAUAUCUCCGACUACAAUUAUAUAUUUUCCCUCCGGAUCAUACUUUUGAAAUAAAAUCUUUACAUCCAAUUACUUUGAGAACAAAAUAGCUACUCCUCUUUUCCUUUUUUCUUUUAACCCCUUAAGGACACAUGACAUGUAUGACAUGUCAUGAUUCCCUUUUAUUCCAGAAGUUUGGUCCUUAAGGGGUUAAAGAAGCCCCAAGAAUGAGAGGAAAAUUUCUGGAUUUUAUCCUAAAAUAAUCCUCCACCCUCCAUUGGGUCACUUGCAGUCCACAGAUUUCAACUCUUCUUUCUCAAGGUUAUAUCUUUUUCGGGGGGAAAUUAAUACCUUGCUCAUAAAGAGAUAACCUAGGGUUCUAUACAACCCUAUCACAUAGGAGUAAAAAUUCCCCUUUAUGACUGACACGCUACCCCACAUAUAUUCAACCAUAAACAAUCAAAAGAAAAAAAAUAUUGGUAGAACACAACCUCCCCACGGUGUUCAAGCUGGUAAGGAUAGAAUGGGCUAUUAAAGUCUAUAGGUGAGAGGGGCUGAGAAGUGAAGACCCAUAGUUAAAAAUAAAAAAUAAAAAAUAAAAAAAAUAAAAACAUCAAUCUAUAUACUCUGAUCUGAUCUGAUAACUUGUGCUAGGUUGAACAGCAACUUAGAACUUAAUGUGCUACAAAUACGAAUUACAUAAUUUGUGCUCUAUUCUAUAUUAUUAUUAUAUUUUUUCUUUUUCUAUUUAUCAAGUUCUUUAGUUAUAUUUUCUUUAAAGUAACCCCUUAAUACUUGAUUUAUCUCUAGUCAUUCUGUGUAUUAGUUUUCUCUGCAAAAUAUACCAAAUAUCACUUUAUAUCUUUAUUCCCAUAUCUUAUCUUAUCGUGAAUAUUAUUCGACAGAUUUGUUAGGCUAUUUAAUGCCCGCAAAAAAAUAAAUAAAAUAAAAAAAUACAUUUUUUAGAAAAGGACAUAUAUAUUGUCUGGUAUGUUCUGGUGGCAAUGCCUAGAUUGUGCUUCACCCUUAUAUAUUACAUUCUUGUUAUAUUUCUCCUAAAACUUUGUGUGAGGUAACUUCUGGGUUACAAAAUUCCUAUUUUAUUCUACAUCAAUUCCUAUAACAGUGUUCUUGUGUCUAAGUUUACCAUUCUCUUAUUUUCCCCUUCUUUUAACUUCCCUUCUUAAGCACAUUAUAGUGGUUAUGAUGAUUCUACACCCUUUUAAUUUAAUCUAUGUCUUUAGUCAAUCUAUAGUAUGCAAAGUAUAUUCCCUUGUUUUCCACUACAGUGUACAAGUAGGUGCAAAAUACUAAAGUGCACUGAAUUUUUAAAGUACAAACAAUCAAUCCAUAAGCGCAUUAUAAAUUUAAAGUGCAUAGAAUAAUAGUAUAAUAGUAUAAACUAUAUCACCAAAACACUAAAUACACUAUCUACUUGAUAAAGUGCAAUAAUCCACUAUGGAUAUUCAAUUAUAUUCAAAGUAUAAGUCAAGUUAAAAAACAAAACAAAACAAAAAAUAUCCAGUUCACUAGUUGUCUUCUUCUGUUGUUCUUGACUUAGAUUUUCUUUGUCUUCAGACCUUCUCUCCUGACUUUGAAGCUUCAAGAUUAGUGAUGUCCCGAACGGUUCGCCGGAGAAUAGUUCCCGGCGAACAUAGCGUGUUCGCAUUUGCCACGGAUGGCGAACAUAUGCGAUGUUCGGUCCGCCCCCUAUUAAUUUACUAAUACUAAGUAAAACUUACUUAGUAUUAGUAAAUUGUGCCCCUACUCGCGGUGUGGCUGCUCACUGUUAAAAAAAAAAAGGGUCCCCCCCGGUGGGGGCCCUAAAUACUAAUAGGGGGGGGACCUAUUGUCCUCCCCCCGGCCCCCACCCCUGAGCGGUGGGUGGGGGCACUAAAAAUAACAAUAAGGGGGGACCUACUGUCCCCCCCGGCCCCCACCCCUGAGCGGUGGGUGGGGGCCCUAAAAUUAACAAUAAGGGGGGACCUACGGUCCCCCCCCGGCCCCCACCCCUGAGCGGUGGGUGGGGGCCCUAAAAUUAACAAUAAGGGGGACCUACUGUCCCCCCCCCGGCCCCCACCCCUGAGUGGUGAGUGGGGCCCCUAAAAUUAACAAUAAGGGGGGACCUAUUGUCCCCUACGGCCCCCACCCCUGAGCGGUGGGUGGGGGCCCUAAAUACAAAGGGUGGGGGGGACCAUAGUCACCCCUCCCCCCAAAAAAAAUGAUCUCCCUACCUACCCCCUCACCCUAAAAAUAACGAGGGGGGGACCUUUAACUAAAAACCUGUAAAAAAAAAAUUAGAUAAAAAUAACUUACCAUUUGAUGUUUUCUUUCUUCUACAAUCUUCUUUUUUCAGCCCCAAAAAAGGCCAAAUAAAAAGCCAUAAGAACCGACGCAAUUAAAAAAAAAACAAACAAAAAAAACGAGCGCACAAAAAAAGAAUCCAUCUUCACCCAUGGAGGGCUCCGCGCAGACUGAGCUCUGCAGGGUGGGGGAAGGCUUAUAAAGCCUUGCCACGCCCUGCAAUUAGGCUAAGAACACUCUGAUUGGCUGGUUUAAGCCAAUCAGAGUGCUCUUUGUCAUUUUACACAGCGUGGGAAAAUUCAAAAGAACUUUCCCACGCUGUGUAAAAUGACAGAGCACUGUGAUUGGAUGGCUUGAAAUCCAGCCAAUCACAGUGCUCUGUGUCAUUUUACACAGUGUGGGAACAUUGAACUUUCCCACGCUGUGUAAAAUGAUACAGAGCACUGUGAUUGGAUGGAUUUCAAGCCAUCCAAUCACUGUGCUUUGUGUCAUUUUACACAGCGUGGGAAAGUUCAAUUUUCAGAUUUCUUGCACUGUGAUUGGAUGGAUUUCAAGCCAUCCAAUCACAGUGCUCUGUGUCAUUUUACACAGCGUGGGAAAGUCUCCCCCCCCCCCUUCAACCACUAUUGUGGCCAGAAAGAGUCCCUGUGGGUUUUAAAAUUCGCCUGCCUAUUGAAGUCUAUGGCGGUUCGCCUGGUUCGCGAACAUUUGCGGAAGUUCGUGUUCGCGAUUCGCGAACCGAAAAUGUUAUGUUCGCGACAUCACUAUUCAAGAUUCUUGUCUUGCAUUCAAGUUUUCAAUUUUGUUGUUUUAUCGAAGGACUCUCUUUUCCUUUCAUAGUAUAGGGUGAUUCCAGAUGGAUAUCUUCAAGCAUAUUUGAUCUUUAAUUUCCUCACUAUCCAUUUAUAUGGAUUAAAAGUUUUCCGCAGGGAUCUUGUAUUAAACCUUUAUUUGUUCAUAUGGGGAUCCUUUUAAAAAAAAUUCAAACAUUGCUUUCAUAAUUUGAUCUUUGUAUCUAACAGUGUGGCAGCAUAUCAGAACGUCUCUUGGAGUAUUGAUAUUUCGAUCUACAAAUGGAUGAACACGAUGAAAUCUUUCUAGAAAGUAAAUUUUUGUUCGGGGUUAAUCCUAAGAACGUAAAAAAUUCUGUCAAGUAUUUUUCCAAAUCAGUUUGCAUCCAUAUUCUGGAAUGCCUCUGAUCCUUAUUUAACAGUGUCUAGCUCUUUCCUCCAUUUCUGCUGAUUUUGCUUCUAUCUCUUCCAUUUCUUUUUCUAAGGAUUUAAUUCGGUCAUUCUGUGUAUUUAGUUGGAAUGUGAGAUUCUCCAUAAGCUGUUCAGAUUUCUUGAAUCUUUCUCCUAGUUAGCUUAAAUCAUUGCUCAAUUCCAUCUUGUUUCUGUUCAUUUCUUCUUUAAAUUUCAGAAACUGAGAGUAAAGAGCAGCUUUUAAAAGGUCUGUAGUAAUGUUUUGUAUUUCAGGCCAUGAUGAGUCUGCACUAUCUUUUGUGUUAUCAAUAUCUUUAGAGGAGUUAAAAUUUAAAGUGAAAUCGCCAGAGAUCCUUUUUUUUUCCUUGCAAAUCUGCUUGUGGGGAAAACAAAAUUGACAGACUUUCGUCUUAUUUAUCAUUUAGUUUUUUUUAAUUAAUAUGUUUUUUUUCCAAUUAUAGAUAUAACCAGGUAACUUCAAAUAGAUCAGAUUUAAUUAUGGCUUAUUCAGAGACCGCACUUUUUCUACCCAAUCAUACAGGCAAAGUAUUCCCCACAAGGAAAAAAAUAGAAUAAAAUAAAAUAUCACAGAAGGAAUUUUUUUUUAUCUGGUCCUCUUCUCUCUUUCCUUUCCCUCUUUUCCUUCUCCUUUUUCCUUUCUCCUUUCCUUCCACUUUCCUUCUUUCAUUCCCCUUUCCCUUUCUUUCCACCCUUUUUUUACGCCCUUUCCAUUAAGUUUCUAUUUUUAAAUUUCCACCUAAGCACUUUAAGCAGUCUUCUUUUAUGCUUCUGUUGCACUUUACUGAAAAAAUUCACUGCGUCCUGGCUUUAGGAGUUGCUUGUCACGAUAUCCCCGUUAAUAAUUGAUCGGCUCUGUGUAUUGACUACAACACCCUUCUUAGUCUGACUCCAUUCAGCUCACUCUCCGACUCUCUGGCUCCUUAAUUUAUAAGGUUGUCCUCAUUUGUACUUCAUUAAAAUAUAGUCUCACCUUCAAGAUGCACAAUGACCUCUGCAGCCACUGUACUGUUUGAGGUGUCAUAAAUAUUAUGUUAGAUGAUAAACCUGAAUUUAUCUACAGAGCAAAACAGGACCAUGACAUAGAAUACCAGCUAGGUGAUCUCAGCCAAUGAGUUCAGUCCUGCAAAGUCCAGCUUUGUCCUAUAGAGCAGUCCAGCUUUUCCUUUUGGAGACAACUGUAUGCAGAGGAGGUAGAUCUGGGCAACAAGCAAGAAAACAGUGUUUCUGUCCACCUCAUUUGCACUGUCUGUCAUGCCAAGGGUGCAUAAUUCAUUAUUGCAUAAUAGAAUAUUAAAGUAAUUUGUGUAGUGCAUAUAUGAAUUGACCACUUGGUAAGGAUCAGAUGACAGAAGGGGCAGUGGUGUACAUACCGGGGUUGCAGGGGUUCCACUGUACCCACUGUGGCCAGCCUCUUCUCCUGGGGGGCCCAGGAGCCGGCCACCUCAGGGCCCCCCGAGGCUGGCCCUGGUGUCACCCGGUGGGCAGGCUGGCGGGCGCGUGAUGGAGCAUUCUCCCCUGUACGCAGCGCGGGAGGGAGCUGAAGAGGAAGCACUCAGGGGAGAGUGCUCCCUUGCGCGCCCACCAGCCAGCCUGCCCUCCCAGCAGCACCACUGGACCCGAGGGAAUCCCCUCAGCAUUCCCAAAUGUAAGGAGGCUGGGGGGGAUUCAAUUUUUUUAAAAACGUGUGUGUUAGAGUGUGUGUGUUUUAGUGUUAGUUUUUGUGUUAGUGUGUGUGUUAGUGUUAGAGUGUGUGUGUUAGUGUGUGUGUGUGUGUGUUAGAGUGUGUGUGUUAGUGUGUGUGUGUUAGUGUUUGUGUGUUAGUGUUAGAGUGUGUGUGUGUGUUAGAGUGUGUCAGUAAGUGUGUUACUGUGUGUGUCUGUUACUGAGUGUGUUAGUUUGUGUUCGUCUGUUAGUGAAUGUGUGUUUUGUAAGUGAGUGAGUGUGUGUAUAUAAUUUUCACAAUGAGAAUCGCGGAAGCUCCUCUAGCGGCUGUCAAUGAGACAGCCAUUAGAGGCUGGAUUAACCCUCAGUGAAACAUAGCAGUUUCUCUGAAACUGCUAUGUUUUCAGCUGCAGGGUUAAAACUAGAGGGACCUGGCACCCAGACCACUUCAUUGAGCUGAUGUGAUCUGGGUGUCUGUAGUGGUCCUUUAAGUGUAUGUGUAUCUGCAUGCACUGGCAUACAUACCGCGGCCACAGCCCUGCAACCAGGUGCCCGCCGCCAUGUGUUGCGGCACCGGCCCACGCAGAGUAAGCACGCGGGGGGUCCCAUGGAACAGAUUUCGCACCGGGGCUCUAUGGGUUGUGUGUAUGCCACUGAGAAGGGGUAGUGUGAAUUGCACAGGAAUGUGAAAGGGAGCAGAUGGUUUACCAUAUGCAUUGAUCCUUUGAAUAAGCAAAAGCUCUAUAAGGUGUGAGAAGUCACACAUAAGUGGCCUGGAAGUCUAGCUCCAAUGUAAACUUGCUGACUUCAGCCAUAUGGCGUCUUCCUUUUAAUUGAUGAGUGGAUAUCUUUGAAAUGUUAAUGAUCAUUAGCUUUCAAGAAAAGAGAAAAAACAAACCUUGUGUUCCAGUAUCAUACCCAAAAAAAGAAACAUUAAUAUUUACCUACAGAAUAAUAAUUACGCCUCAUUUUUGUUAUAUUUGGAAUGUGACCAGCACAAUCUUCUAAUCAAACCCACACAUGAUUUGCAUAACUUAACCAUAGGGGAAGGGAUUGUGAUGUCCGCUAUAUUGGGUCACAAGUAAGAAGUGUGACAUAUCUAUGGAUUGGGAAAAUGGUAACAAAUUCAUAGAUGCAAUUAUUAUUUCUGUGGCAAGUACAUGAGAGAAGAUAGAACCAAAUGUUUCCAUUUGGAUUGAUGUUGGUCUGAAACAUAAGGGUGUGGUCACUUAUAGUUACUGUAGGUAUGCCUUAUCUCCACCUCUGGGCAGGGCUUGGUAAUCCACAGGGUAUAUGUCUAAUGAUUCUGAAAUGUGUCUUUGUACUUGCUUGAGGGCCCAGAAUCUAAUUCUAAAUGAGUCACCAUCAUUCUUACCAGAGACCCCCUGGGGCAGAAGUUUUAAUCUGAAAAGCUGAGUAAGUGAUUAGGACUUCUGUUAUUUUAUCCCUUUUGUUUUUAUCUGUUGUUGGUGAAAAUAAUUAGUUUAGCAUCUAUUUUUUGUAUGCACUGUGUCUAUUUUUUGCUCAUAAUAAUUAUUCUUUUAUUUACUUCUACCUUUGUCUGGUAGAGAAUCACGUUACCUGAAGAGACUAUUUAGUAUUUUGCAAUUACAUAGAUAUUGUGCUAAGUUACCUUUGGUGGGUUUUUAUUAUUAAGUUACCUGGGGGACCAAAGUACCCCAUUUUAUAAAUUAUUAUAAAGUCUUGGUGGUGGCAGCAUUAAUAAAGUAAUAUUUAUAUUAUUAUAUUUAAGUGUGGGUGGUCUUAACCCCUUAAGGACACAUUAUGGAAAUAUUCAGACAUGAUUCCAUUUUAUUUCUGAAGUUGUGUCCUUAAGGGGUUAAGGGGGAUUUUAUCAUUAUCUAGUGCAGACAAACAGUGAACUUUAACUCUUUCACCACCACAACUACGUCACACACACUCCUGAAGUAGGGUGUGUUCAUGACACUGUCAACCUUAGUCUUGCCUGAACUGAACUAAAUGGUUUGUAGCUUGCUAAAUCUUUAAUAUACAUUUAAAAAAAACAAAAAAAAAACAGAGCAUCAAAUUAAUAAAGGGUAAUACAAGUUAUAGGUGUUUUAAAUGUUUUAUCCAGUGCUGUAAUUUCAGGAAAGUUACAUACCUGCUUUAAGCCACGACCUCUCCACACAUAUCUGAUUUUCACCACACUUCAGGUGUCCACUAUGAUCUAACAAGAUCCCAAAGCCACCUACAAUUUUCUCCUAUUGCUGCAAAUCCAAAUUCAAAGUUUCUGUUCUCUUACCUAUUCUAUCAUAUAUUAAUAAUAUUAAUGAACUUUGAUCAGGGACAAUGAGAUUGCGUACUUCCUUUGCAGAGGUAUGGAUGUAUUUAAAGUAGUUAUGUGACAGGCAUUUAUUACCUCAGUUAAGAGAGAGAAAUAAGUCAAAUUAGAUAUUGAGUCUGCCAUGUGUCAAGAUUGGGUAACCCAUGAACACAGAGUACAGGGAAACAGUAACCAGGAUGAAUGAAUAAAAUGAGAGAAGGUAGGUAUACCAGACCUUAGAGUAGCCAGUUUAACGUGUGCCCUAGAUAGGCAAAAAAUACAGAGUCAGAAUAGGAAGCCAAGGUCAGGGACACUAGAGAUAUUUAAUCACAAAAUAACAAGCCGAAGUCAGGGAAUCAGAAAAGUCAAAUACAAAGCCGGGUCAGUAACAAGAAAAACAAAUAACAAUUACAUAGUAUGUACUCUCAGGCAGAAUAAACCAUGACAGGGCAAUGAUGUCCAGAAAGAGGGAAUUAUAAAUAGGACGAACAAAACUCAUAUUGGACAGCAUGAUCACCUUGCACCAAAUCACACAAAGGGGUGUGAUCUGUGAAGGGCAGAUGAUGUGUCCCAAUAAUAUGACCUGUCACUUUAAUGCCAUAAAAAACCUACACCUACAGGGUCCUGUAAUUUUCAAGGACUCCUGUAGGUGGCGCAUGGCUGCCAAAAUGACCAGGAAGCCUUGCCAGAAGACAGACCGUGCAGGGGCUUCUCUGCACGAGGAGCAACGAAACACCACACAGCGUUCACUGUGGCUGGGACCCCCUGAAAGCCGCACAUUCCACAGGGCAUACUGAGGUAUGACAGUGCCCCCUUCUUUAACUCCGCCCAAAGGACGGGAACCACCAGGCUGAUCAGGAUGGGCAGAAUGGAAACACCAAACCAAACAAGGAGCAUGGAGAUCAGAAACACUCACCCAGGAACGUUCCUCAGGAUCACUACCCCUCCAAUUGACUAGGUACUGUAAAUGACCCCUAGAAAAGUUAGAAUCAAGAACAUGUUGCCCCUUGUACUUCUCUUGCCCUUGGACUAGAGGUGGAGGAGGAAGAGAAUGAGGCACAAAGAAAUACUUAUUUCAGACAAACAAGAGCAUAAGAGACAUGAUUAAUCUUGGGAAGGACUUGAAAGGGACCGAUGAAACAAGGAGACAAUUUCAUGUAGGGACACGGAGAUGAAUAUUCCUAGUGAAAAACCAGACCCGGUCUCCAACAUGAUAAGUAGGAGCAGCCCUCCGACACUUGUCCGCAUUGCAACUUCUGGGAGGCAUAAGUCUUGGACAGGAUUUAUUUGCCCCUCUCCCAUAUAGAAGACAGAUUAGAAAGAUGCUGGUCAAGGACAGGCAUACCCACAUUAGAAAACACAGCAGGAAGGAUGGUGGGAUGAUCACCGUAAGUGACAACAAAUGAGGACUUGCGAUCAGCAUUGUUCCUAGCGAACUCGGUCCACGAGAGCAAUUCUGACCAAUUAUCCAGAUCUUGAGACACAAAGCAACGUAAGAACUGUUCCAUAGAUUGAUUGGUACGUUUGGCAGCAAGGUAAGAUUGUUAAUGGUAGGCAGAGGAGGAUGCAAGUUGAAUGUUCAGUUCCGAACAGAUGUUACGCCAAAAUCUGGACACAAACUGACUCCCUCGAUCAGACACAAUUUCAAUAGGAAUCCCAUGCAACCGAAUCUCCUCUCUAGCAAAGAUUACAGCUAAUUUUGAGGAGGUAAGCAACUUAGAAAGUGGUAUAAAAUGACCCAUCUUGGUAAAUCUAUCAACAAUGGUUAGAAUAGUAGUGUGUCCUUUGGAUGGAGGUAAAUCAACCACAAAAUCCAUAGUGAUAUGGGACCAUUGCCUGAACGGGACAGGAAGUGGGUGAAGGAGACCAUUGGGUAAUUGAUAAGCUACUUUGUUUUAGGAACAUAUCGUACACGCUACAAUGUAGUCAUUUAUGUCACGUCUUGCAGAAGGCCACCAGAAGUGCCACAAAAUAGCAGAGGUGUUUUUUUUUAACAAAUAGAUGACCAGCCAUUUUAGUGUCAUGGAAAAGAUGCAACAAUUCCUUUUGAUGAGCAGUAGAAACAAAGAGCCUACCCAAUGGCGUAUUAGGAUGGGCACUGAUUUGAUCAGCUUGGAUAGACUCUAAUAAUGUGGAAGAAAGAGUUGUGAAAGUAGCAGCAAUGAUAUUAUCAACGGGAACAAUAGAAGAGACCCUGGAACCUGAAUUAUCAAUCUCAUCAUACAUGCGAGAUAGAGCGUCUGCCUUGGCAUUACGCGAACCUGACCUGUAAGUAAUAAGGUAAUUAAACCUGGACAGAAACAAAGACCAUCUAUCUUGUCUGGGAUUCAGUCUUCCAGCAUCUCCAAUAUUGGAGAGCUUCUUAUGAUCGAUGAGAAUCAUAACUGGAGUUUGAGGCCCUUCCAAGAGAUGUCUCCAUUCUUUGAGGGCUGGUAUAAUAGCUAGCAACUCCCUAUUACGUAUGUCAUAACUUUUUGCAGCUGAAGAUAACUUUCUCGAGAAAGAAACACAUGGAUGAAGGGGUUUCUCUGGGCUUUCUCUUUUGAACAGGAUAGCACCUACAUCUAAUUCAGAUGCAUCCACCUCCAUGACGAAGUGACAAUCAGGAUCAAGAUGCAUCAGAACAGGAGCAGUAGAGAAGGACUGUUUCAGGACCUCAAAUGCCCUUAUGGCUUCUUGUGACCACACCUUGGAGGAUCCAUUUUUAGUUAAAGCAGUGAUAGGUGCUAUGAUAGAAGAAAAAAUAUAUAUGUACCUUCUAUAAUAAUUGCAAAACCAAUGAAUCUUUGGAUGGCUUUGAGGCCAUGAGGUAAGGGCCAUUCAAGAACUGCUGAAACUUUCUUAGAAUCCAUUUGUCAACCUUUUGAUGUAAUGAUGUAACCCAGAAACUGAACCUUUUCCUGGUCAAACAUACACUUCUCAAGUUUACAAAAUAAACCAUUGUCAAGGAGUUGCGAACCUUGCAAACAUUUAUAGGAUGUGUCUUUAUAUAAGGUGAAUGUAUGAGUAUAUCAUCCAGGUACACAAGUACAAAACUGUUUUAAAAGUAUCUGAGUACAUCAUUAAUACGGUCUUGGAAGAUGGCAGGGGCAUUGCGCCGAAAGGCCAGUGCUUUGUCUGUCAAUAAAUUCACGAUAAAGGCUAUCUUAGCCCUAUCUGUAGCAAAUAUCCUGGGUGAGAGCUCAAAAUGAGCUCCAACCUGAUUUAGAAAACCCCGGUAAUUUGCUGGAUCUCCUCUGUAUAUAGGGGGAGGAGUGAGGUGAAAGCAAGGACUAGGCCCAGCUGCCUGUGCAGAAUCAGGAGGAGUCUGGCUACUACUAAUAGACUGGCUGUGAUUCCUGUUGGAGACAUGCAGUCCUAGCCAGUAUCGUCUGUAGAGCUUGAGCAAACUGGUCCAUCCUGUGUUCCAUUUGUUCCAAACAGCUUUGUUAUUGGUCAGCUGUUGCCGUAAGCCUGUAGGGUCCAUGGCCCUGUCGUAAUGUCAAGAUUGGGUAACCCCCACACACAGAGUAUAGGAAAACAGUAACCAGAAUGAAUGAAAAAAAGAGAGAAGGUAUGUAUUCUAGAUUUUAGAAUGGCUGUGUUAACGUCUGCCCUAGAUAGGCGAUAUAUACAGAGUCAAAAUAGGAAGCCAAGGUCAAGGACAUCAGAGAUACUCAAAUACCAAAUGACAAACCAAAGUCAGGGUACCAGUAAAUCAGAAAAGUCAAAUAAAAAGCCAGGUCAGUAACAAGAAAAACAAAUAACAACUACACAGUAAGCACUCUCGGGCAGAAUAAAUUACGACAGGGCAAUGAUGUCCAGAAAGAAGGAAGUAUAAAUAGGGAGAACAAAAAUCUUAUUGGACAGCAUCAUCACUCUGCACCAAAUCAAACAAAGGGGUGUGAUCUGUGAAGGGCAGAUGAUGUGUCCAAAUAAUAUGACCUGUCACGUUAAUGCAAUUAAAAGCCUACACCUACACGGUCCUGUAAUUUCCAAGGACUCCUGUAGGUGGCGCAAUGCUGCCAAAAUGAUCAGGAAGCCUUGCCAGAAGACAGAUUGUGCAGAGGCUCUGCACAUGGAGCAAUGAAACACCGCACGGUGUUCACUGUGGCUGGGACCCCCUGAAAGCCGCACAUCUCACACAGCAUACUGAGGUAUGACAGUGCCCCCUUCUUUAACUCCGCCCAAAGGACGGGAACCACCAGGCUGAUCAGGAUGGGCAGAAUGGAAACACCAAACCAAACAAGGAGCAUGGAGAUCAGAAACACUCACCCAGGAACGUUCCUCAGGAUCACUACCCCUCCAAUUGACUAGGUACUGUAAAUGACCCCUAGAAAAGUUAGAAUCAAGAACAUGUUGCACCUUGUACUCCUCUUGCCCUUGGACAGCAUGGGACCAGAGACUUCCUGGCUGCUGCGCGGCACCCCCUGGAAGCCGUAUGCGUCACGCGGCAUACCAAGGUAUGAAACCAUGGCCACACAUUUUGCACAGUAUUUGUUCCUCCUACCACAUGCUCAUUCCCCUUGGCAUUUUAAUAACAUUGUUCUUUUGUGAGAGUGGAAUAUGUUAGUGUUUUACAUUUACUUUGUGUUUUAAUGACAAUAUAUAUUAGUUUUACCAAGGUAAAAAUAACCAAAUCAUUUCAACAUUCUUGUGAUACAGAAAAAGUUUGAUUUGAUAAUGCGAAGACAUGAUACAGUUUUUAAUUGCAUAAUUAUAUUGUGUAACUUAGGGUUUGACACUUUGACUGUAGUAUUAUUUGUCUACAAAUAUUGCUAAUUACAUUUAUUAAACUUAGUUAAAGCUAAUGUACUGACAAUUUUAUAUCAAGACAUAUUUUUAAUUUGAACCUUUAUAUUGUCAUAAUGAUAAAUUCUAGAAAUAUUGUUUUUUGUGUUUCAGUGGAUGCUCACAGUGCCAUGUUUUGUAUCCAAUAUAGGCCCCAAUGUAAUAUUGUUGAGAUUCUUUCACUGACACAGUGGCUGUGAUACACACACUGCUAUCUAUCUUUUUAGCAUAACCUUUAUAUUCUCCAGUUGGUGUCCAAGCAUUUUAAAUAUUUUUAUUAUAUGGAUGAUGUGACAAACUCCUCUUUUCCUGUGAGUUUGCCACGAGUUUUUGGAGGGGCUUGUUUGCCAGUCUCCUGCCCCAGGACUAUGACCCAUGUAUUAGACCCGGCUUCAGCACUGUGGACAGGCUUUGUUAAUGCCUUUCCUCUCUGCGGUUCGGUAUAUGGGGCUACCAAAUGGAUUCUACUUAUGGUGUUCAUUUACCGAACAAACAAUCGAACAGUCGGACCACACACAAGUGUAGUGUGCAGCCCAGGCUGAGAGUUAACCACAGCCAAUGUGACGAACAGCUAGGUGGUCGCCAUUCGUAUAGUCGAACACAUGUUCAGCUUUGUUUUGCCAUAGAGUUCAUGGAACUAAAAUCGGACACUUGUCGGCACGAACACCGCUGGGACUUCCCCCUCCAUCUAUGUUCGUAUAAAUAUGCACGAACAGAGCGCCGUUCGGUAGAAAUAAUCUACCGAACACACUUCAACCCUGACUUUGUGCACAAACGGUCCCGUUUCGAAUAUUUGAAGCGCACUUUUAUCACUGGAAAAGCCUAAUUCUCUGGAACUAUUUUGGGCAUGAAGCCAUGCUUCCGGCUGGUCAAAAAGAGACUUUCAUGAAACUUUUGAACCCCUGCUCUGAUCUGGGUGAUUUUUGGAUAUGUUGUUCACACAGAUCGGGGCUAUCUGGGGAUCCCAACCAAGCUGCGGCGGUUCGUGGGGUUUGCAGUGGUUAUGAUGCUCCAGCACAGUGCUUAUGGUACUUGUCAGUACUAGGAAGCAGCGAUUGACUAAGGUACCCAGUCGGGGUGCAGUCGGUCUGUCACAGAUGGUAACUAUUUUGGAUAUUGAGCUUGAAUACUUUGACCCCAUGGGCUUUAAUUGAACUGACCACCUUCUUCUAAUAUACAUGAAAUAUACAUAAUUAGCUAGUUGACUAACCUUAGUUGAUAUUUACAUGCGGAUCACAACCUAUUUUUUCCUAACUCACUCUAGUUACCUUUUUUAUUUUACAUAUUUAAGUAUGUCCUAAUUUUCAAUAUUUUUAGUUUAACAUUAUUUUAUUUCAGAAUCUUGUUGAAUGUUAUUCAUUUUUUGGACAGUAAGAAUAACUCUAAAAUGCUGAGAGGUUGUUGCUUGUUUGUAAAACAUUGGUAUGGUUGUAUUGUUUUUUGUCACUGUCAGACAUACGUUUUUCUAACCUUUUACAUCCAUUUCUCAGUGUUAUUUUGAAAGGAACAUUCUGAUCACCAAUACAAAUAAAGUGUAUUGCAUAUGUGUGGCCUUAUAUUCAUGCUAUGGUUUUUGUACCUGUUCAAAUUUAUGUAGAUUCGCUAAAAAAGCUAUGCUACUGCAUUCUGCAAAACAAUCCUGCACCUUAGCCAUGCAUCCCUUUUUCAUAAAACAUCUUUCUGUUUUUAAGAUAUACAGUGUAGAUGAGCAAAUGAAAGAUCAGUGUGAGUUGAACUACUGACUUGACUGUUGACUUAUAUAUAGUACAGUUGUAAUCAAAAUUAUUCAACUUCCAUUGAAAGAUAGGUUUAUUGUCAACAUUUACAGACUUUCAUCUGGUUGCAAUGAACAAAUGAAACAAAAGUAAUUGAAAAUCCUAACACAAUGAAUUCUUCAAGUGGUUGCAAAUGCAACACCAUAAAUAUAAUCCCUCACAACUAGUGAUGUCCCGAACUGUUCGCUGAACGGUUCGCGGACGGUUCGCCACGAACGGUUCGCCACGGACUCAUCAUUGAGUAAACUUUGACCCUGUACCUCACAGUCAGCAGACACAUUCCAGCCAAUCAGCAGCAGACCCUCCCUCCCAGACCCUUCCACCUCCUGGACAGUAUCCAUUGUGAAGCUGCAUUCUUAGUGAGCUGUCCAGGAGGUGGGAGAGUCUGGGAGGGAGGGUCUGCUGCUGAUUGGCUGGAAUGUGUCUGCUGACUGUGAGGUACAGGGUCAAAGUUUACUCAAUGAUGAGUCCGCGGCGAACCGUUCGUGGCGAACCAUUCGCGAACCGUUCGGUGAACAGUUCGGGACAUCACUACUCACAACAGCACACAUAUGCAAAACAGAUGUUGUCUCAGGCAUACCCGAUGAAACUAGUCACGGGCUUCACCAAGUGUUUGAGCUGGAACACUUGACAAACCUGAAAUGGCUAGGGAUUUGUUGAGUGUCAGGUUUGACUACAUGUUAAAAACAGGGCUCAAUCAAGAAAUUGGUCCAUGACGUUAAGAGAAAAGAUCACCUUCAGAAAUUAGGAACAGGAUCCAAAAAGAUAGUGAAGACACUGAGUGGACUGCAAGUACAAAGUGGAAGGAACUGUGAUUAAACUACCUGGAAAGGGCAGAAAAAGGAAAAUAUCAAUGGAUGCAUUCAGGUUUCUGAGAAGGCAGGUGGUGAAAAACCCUUGAGUGACUGCAAAAGACCUGCAGCAAGAAUUGGUGGCAACAGGCACUGAGGCCUCAAUAAGCACAGUAAGUGCAUACUAAACGCAGAUGGUUUGCAUUCCAGAACUGCAAAAUGUACACCAGUACUGACCCAACAGCACAAGAAAAGUUGUCUCCAAAUUGCUCAGAAUCAUAUAAAUAAGUCACAGAUAUUUUGGGAUUCAGUUCUGUGGAGCAAUGCAAUAAAACUGAAACUGUGUGGCCCAACGGAUCAGUAGUAUGUCUGGAAGAAGAAGAAUGAAAUAUACUCUGAAAAGAACACUCUGCCUACAGUUAAGCAUAGUGGUGGUUUGGUGAUGCACUGGGUCUGCUUUGCAUCCUCUGGCACUGGAAACCUGCAGAGUGUGGAAGGCAAGAUAGAUUUAUUGAAGUAUCAGGAAAUCCUAGACGAAAACAUCAUGCCUUCUGUGAGGAAUCUGAUGCUUUUACGUCAUUGGACCUUCCAACAAGACAAUUAUCACAAGCAUACCUUAAAUUCCACCAAGGAUUGGUUGCAGAAGAAGUCCUGGAAAAUUCUACAGUGGCCAUCACAGUAACCUGACUUGAACCCCAUAGAAAAUCUCUGGUGGGAUUUGAAGAAGGUGCUUGCAGCAUGCAAACCCAAAAAAUAUUACUGAAUUGGAGGCCGUUGCUCAUAAGCAAUGGGCUAAGAUUCCUCAGGAAUGCUGCCAUAAGCUGGUGUCUAGCUAUGCAUCUCGUUUGCAGCAGGUCAUAAUAGCAAAAAGGUGCUCUACUAAGUAUAGAUGCUUGGCAUGAAGGGGUUGAAUAAUUUUAAUACUGGUCAAGUCAUUAUAAGUUGUAUUUUCAGUUGAAUUUGGGGACACCACUUGAAGCAUUUGUUGUGUUGAGCUAUUUUCAAUUGCUUUCAUGUGAUUUGUUUAUUGCAAACACCUGAAACUCUGUAAAUUUUGAUAAUAAACCUGAUUUUCAAUGGGAGUUGAAUAAUUUUUCGUUAUAACUGUAGAUAGUCCUUAGACAUAGUGUUUUUAGUUUCGUACAUAAGAUCAGUCGUGUAUACAUGAGUUAGAGACACAACAAACGCUAGCUUACUUCUCAUGUUUACAUCCAAGUAUGUUGAUCUGAGUUCACUUUCUAGCAUACGAGUACCCUGUAACUUUUCAGAUUUUAAUAUAGAAAUACGGGGAAGAGGUUUAGGGUACAGAAAAGAAAAGAAAAGAGGAAAGGAGGGUGGGGAGGGGGGGUUGAGUUCACACAGCAACAGGUCUUGUCAACAUUACACAUUUUGUUCCACAUAGCUUUGAGUGUUUUUGAUUUGUCAGUUUAUUGGUUUAACCUCUCCUCAGUAACCUUGCCCCAUUGGGGCUAUCAUCCUCCUGGAGUCUUUGGCCAUUUGUUAAUAUGAACUAAUAACAUCCAGUUUUUGGUUAAUGACCGAUAUUGAGGGGAUUCUCUUGUUUUUCCAGUGGAACGCUAUAUUGUUUUUUGCUAGCGUAAGUAUGUUUAUGAUCACUUUUCCGUGGGAGUGUCCUUCUAAGUCGGGUAAUAGAUGUAGGAGAUAUUGCUCUGGCCUGGCCGUGGUAGGUGAACUUGUGCCGUGGUUGAGAUUAGUGCCUUCACUUGUUCCCAGUAGGAACUCAAGUCAGGGCAUUCCCAAAAUCUGUGCAACAUUAUUCCAGCCUCCUUUUCACACCUCCAGCAGAGCUCAGAUGUUCCCUUAUACAUGCGAGAACAAAUACAUUUAUAAUGGAUGUGUUUGCAAAUUGCAGCAAAAUAUUUUAACAUUUUCAUAACCAUCAAAACAAUGAAAUUGAAAAAAACAAUGCAAAGUCAUAGCUCAACAUGUUAAUACUUUAGUAAUGGAUUCCUUAAAGAAACAUAUCUAGCACCACAGCCACUGCAGAACAGUGAAGUGUUUAUGGUGCCAGGAGUGCCCUGGGGACGAUCUGAUCUAAAUAAUCAAGCAAUAUUAGACUUUGACGUCUUUCCUGGUGUUAGCUUGGUGCCUCUCCCGACCUCCUUUCCUCUAAACCAAUGCAGACAGCUGUCCUCAGGAGACCCCAGGACUAAAUAGAAUGGAGGUUGCCAGGGGGACCCCUGGCUCUAUAAAUGCUACAGUCAUGUUCCUAGUGGUUAUGGUGCUUGGAGUGUUCCUUUAAUGUGCCAUCAGUGUUCACUUUCUGAAAAAUUUUAAAAUAGGAAAAGUUCAGUGCAAGUAUACAGUGUCCUUGAUGAAACUUAAUAGUAUUGGUAAUUGUUUUACAGAGACUAUCAAGAACCUAAUGGUUCUGCUUGCAACAUCUGCAAAUAUUCCCAUUGCUGAUUACGUCUCAUGGUAUAUAUAAAGUGAUCACAGAGGACCAGUCUACCAGAACAUUUACCAGCUACUGACUGAAGAUGUUGAGGCUCCUUGUCCUUGCUGCUCUCGUCCUUUGUGGUAAGAUACAUUGACAGCUAACUGCACAUCAUCUGCUAAUCCAACUUCACUUUGCUUUACACUUCACUAACUCUCUAUUAUUUUUUAAAUGUAGUGCUUGUUCUCACAUGUAAGAGUUUCAGUUAUACUGUCUCACUUACACUGUGAGUAAUAACAAUUAUUAUUUAUAUUUUUAACAGUUCUUCAACCCUAAACAUUACAUGUCUCUCUUCCUAUCGUCACAUUAUAAUAGUUUACAUUACAUGCAUUUUAUGGGUUUCCUCUGUUAUCAACGUUCCCUUACUCACUGAUCUUGAAACUUUUUUUAUUAUUAAAUUAAGGACAUUAGGAUGUCCUUCCUAUUUUUUUUAUUGGAAUAGCCCACACCUACUGAAACAGGAGUUAUUCCCCCAUUAUUUAAUUUAAAGUCUCUAAUCUGAUUAGUUUCUGUGUUUAGUAGAUAUAAUUCGAUAGGUGGGGACAUAAGAAAGGUCUAAAACCUCAAUUAUAAUAAUAUUGGGGUCAUAUUGACCUCUACAAGCUUUUUAAAAUUCUUUCAAUGUGGUGGUGUUGGAACAUACACCUGUCCUGUCCUUGGUGAACACCAGAAUUAUCUGCCAUGGCCUUAUAGUUCUACCGAGCCGAGUACUUGUGGAACACUCAAUGAUUAGACCAUUGGGUCAAUGCAAAAAAUGUUUACUGUUUAUUAGAUAGGACAAAUGUUUUAAGAAAUUCUACUAAGGGGCAGUCUAGGGGUUUCUCAUUAAUUACCAAUCAAACAGUGACAAUUAUUAAUUAACAGCAUGUAAAGCUUGUGCAAACAUCAUGGUACAAGCAUACAACACAUCAUUGAUAAAAAAACUUAUCUAGGGGUAUUAGAAUAGGAGGGUAUAGGGUAGGUUUUUUUAGAACAGGAAAAAACAAAGGUGUUCGUGUGUCAAGACUAUGUAUGUGACGUUGUGGAAACAAUACCAAGAAAUGGCACUAGGGCCAUCCAGAGAACUAUAAGGCAGAUUUAUACAUGAAUCCUUUCAGUGCUGGAAUGUUAGCCAGUUUCACAUUAAAGUGGCACUGUAGUCAUCAAAACUUUAGCUUAAAGGACCACUCUAGGCACCCAGACCACUUCAGCUUAAUGAAGUGGUCUGGGUGCCAGGUCCUUCUAGGCUUAACCCAUUUUUUCAUAAUUAUAGCAGUUUCAGAGAAACUGCUAUAAUUAUGAAUGGGUUAAGCCUUCCCCCUAAUCCUCUAGUGGCUGUCUCAUUGACAGCCACUAGAGGCGCUUGCGUGCUUCUCACUGUGAUUUUCACAGUGAGAGCACGCAAGCGUCCAUAGGAAAGCAUUGUAAAUGCUUUCCUAUGCACGGGCUGAAUGCGCGCGCAGCUCUUGCCGCGCGUGCGCAUUCAGCCGGCGGGGCGUAACGGAGGCGGAGAGGAGGAGGAGAGCUCUCCGCCCAGCGCUGGAAAAAGGUAAGUUAUUACCCCUUUCCCCUUUCCAGAGCCGGGCGGGAGGGGGACCCUGAGGGUGGGGGCACCCUCAGGGCACUAUAGUGCCAGGAAAACGAGUAUGUUUUCCUGGCACUAUAGUGGUCCUUUAAUGAAGCGGUUUUAGUGUAUAGAUCAUGCCUCUGAAGUUUUACUGCUCAAUUCACUGCCAUUUAGGAGUGGCACCACCCUUGACUGUGACUGACAGCCUACAUGAAAACAGAAUGGCUUCAUUUUCAAUCAGAUGGAACUUACUUUAAAAGUUUUUACUCCUGCUCUAUAAAUUGAACUUUAAUUAUACAGAGAUGGCUCCUGUAAGGUGUAGCAAGCUAAGAGAUCGGGAGAUAAGAAAUUCUAAAUUAAACAGAAUUUGCAAAAAAGGAAGUGUGAAUAUUAGAGGACUCAUUAUAGGAAGUAUUUACAAAGGCUGUGUAAGUCACAUGCAGGGAGGUGAGACUAGGGCUGCAUAAACAAAGUGAUUUAACUCCUAAAUGGCAGUGAAUUGAGCAGUGAAAUUAGUAAAUAUGUACAUGAGAAUAAUGAUAAUUAUUACACAAAAUGCAAAAUGUAUAAUAUUUUCAUUCCCAGUUUACAUAAUAAUCUGGUCAAAAGUUGCAGACAAACUUGAGUCUUGCUUUCUCUGUCUGUCUUGGGCUUCAGUCAAACAAUCAUACAUCGUGGUGGACUGCAUCUGUCUAUUCUGUUAUGUGGGAACAGUAUUGAUUACCCACUACCUUACGUAACCCUCCUUAUGCAGCUAAUCAGUAAUAUAAUGUUCAUUAUGUUCUAAAGGACAGCUGUCCUGAUCUGUUCCUGUUCAUCAGGAUGCUGGUAUAGUAGGCAACAAAUGCCCAGAUUAAAACUGCAGAACAAGUCCCACUGAGAAAUAAACAUAUGUAAAGACAAGUAAGCAUGUUUACAGACAUCAUUUUCAAAUAAUGUCUUAGGAGAUUGGGAGCUUUUCCCUUCUGGGAAAAUCUCGGCUGUUCCAUCAUUAGAAUGUGGUCAUGGAUUAUUAUGCCCAUCAUAAACACCUACUUGCUGCUCCUUUGGAAAGGUACGUUGUGUUUUUGUCUCUCCCCAACUGUCCUUCAACUAUGAAAUCAGCAACUAUACCAUCUUCAAUAAGUGGCUGCUUUAAUUGGGUUUGAUGAAUCCACGCCUUGCUCUCUUUUAACUUGGCAUCACUGUUAUGAUCAUGAGUAGUCUUUGGACAAAAAUAGUCCAUUCUAGGUUUUAAACAUUGUAACUGCUACUUCUGGUUCCCCACUUUUUUGCGUUUUUUUGUCAUUUCUUUGUGGAUUUGUCUUUCACUUGGGGUCAACUCUGAAAUUUGUUUCCCCAACUGUUGCAGUGAUCAAUACUCUAUCGUUCUAUAGUACUCCAAAGUAUGCAGAAUCAAAACAGAUGUGUUUUGAAGAUAUCGUAUGAUCAUAGCAUGUCCUGAUCUCUUCCAUCCAUCAGAUGACAUGAUUAGCUCACCUAUAAUUCACUCAAGGACUGACAAGCUGAAUUAUUUCUUCACAAUCCUGCAGGCCUGUUAGUGUUUUAAAACAACUGACUAAGUCUCUGUUUUUUUAUUUUUUAUUAUGCACACAGUCUAAAGGCCUUGUUGUAAUCCACCAACACAAUAGGUGCUUUCUGUAAGACAGCUUUCAACUCUUGAAAAGUCUUUACUUUUUCCCUGGUAUCGUGUCAGAUAUUCAUAAAGUCCUUCUCUCCUUCUUUGGCAUCAUAACUUUACAGAUAGCAUCCACCCUUUCUGGAGAUGAUUUUGCAAAGUCAUUAAAAUAAAAUAUAGUCCUUUUUCCUUGACAACUUUUUAUAUCCACUCUUGCAUAGAUAUUGCAGUAGAGAAAAAAACAUUAUUCAAUAUUUUCUUGUUCGAUAGGACCGGUAACCCAUAAAUCAUUCAUAUACUGGACCAGCACAGUGACAAUGGUGUUGAGUACAUAGUUUUAAGUCCUUGCUCCACUGUCCAAUUAAUAUAAAUGUGUAUCUGUGUAUCCCAGGUAAGCUGAACCUUGUGUCUGUUCUGUAUCCUCUCAUUGAAAGGCUAGUAACAAUUUGCCUUUCCUUAGCCAUCAGGAUAAAAAGAAAGUAUAUAAAGUAUAAAGAUGUAAUUAAUUUGAAAAGUAACAUACAUCCCGCUGUUUAAAGGUGUAGUCCAUUUGGAAAGUAACAGACAUCACGCUGUUUAAAUGUGUAGUCCAUUUGGAAAGUAGCAGACAUCCAUUGAAAUCUGUAUAACAUAUCUUCAAACUUUAAGGCUAUCAUCCAAGUCACACAACAGUCACGGGUAAAACAUUUUCUGGCUAAUCAGGUUUUGCCAGUAGCCCUGGUAUCAGGGGACAUAUUGGAAAAAAUAAGAAUGUCCUGCAGUGCCUGCUUGUCACUCACAAUUAGCAUUGGGUUAGCUGGCAAGUAAAUCUGAAGAGAUAUCUUUCGAAGAGUAUUAUUAAACAAUACAACUUCAUGAUUUAUUAUUUAUUCUUAUAAUAGUAAUUCUAACCUUGUCAACAAUUUUAACUGUGAGAGAAAGAGAGGGGGGUCAUCGAUACAUUUUCUCUCUUUCUCCUUCACAACCAUACUGCAAUUAGUAUUUAACUCUUUCAACAACCAUUAAAGAGAAAUAACCUUACAGGACUAACAAAGUUGGUGAAAAUGGCUUGUUUUCAAAUAUUUGUUUUGCAACCAAUUUACAUUUAUUACUCAAAAACAACAUCUUGUGAUUUCCUUGCUCAUAUUUCAGCAUUCAGUUUUCAUGCAUCUAAUCAGUACCUUACAUUAAAUAUUCAACAAGAUAUUGAACAAAGUAGAGUCAGGCCAUUUCUCUUUAAUUCUUAGUUAGUCGGAAUCCCAAAAUGUCACCUGACUUGGGACUACCUUCUGGUGGUCAGCCAGAAGCAAAUAUGACAAACAAACUGCUUUACUUGCAGUCUAAACCAAACAUCUGUAUAUUUUUCCUAACCUAAAAGGUUGCUGCACAAAUCUAACUUGUAUACUACUGGAGAGAAAGACUAAAGGAGUAGUAGUUACAUUGAAUAGGUUUACCAUUAGGGGUAAUACAAACAAAUAUCAACAUACAGGUGAACAAACACUUAACAAAUUCAGGUAGAGAACAUUAAUAAAAUUUAAAAUAGGAUAUCGAAAAUCAGUGUGUAGCUAUGAAAUGCUUUAUAACUGGUAAAAAUUCACAUUCAUUUGUUUUAUGUCAUUUUUAAUCAGUCACUGGAAUGCUCUUGGAACAGCGUAGUCCCUAGCCACACAUCCUACUUACACACUUUAUAUAUAUAUAUAUAUAUAUAUAUAUAUAUAUAUAUAUAUAUAUAUAUAUAUAUAUAUAUAUAUAUAUAUAUAUAUAUAUAUAUAUAUAUAUAUAUAUAUAUAUAUAUAUAUAUAUAUAUAUAUAUAUAUAUUUGUUUUGCUUUUCUAUUUCUUUGUUUAUUUCAAAAUGCGACAGGGCAUGCAGUGUGGUUUUUUUUUCAACUUCUUUUUAUAAUUCAAAACAAUUAUAAAAUAAUACAACUAUGUUACUUAAAAAUGAAACUUAUUUGAAUAGAUUAUACCAUAUACAUGUAACAAAAAUAAGUUAAUUGCUUUAAACAUGUGAGAACAUUAUUCUUAUGGUAGAUAGUGGGACAUAGAUAUUGAGCAUCCCAGACAAGGUAUUAAAUAAUUUAUUAACAAUAAUUGCAAUAACUCAAUAACUUCCGAAUUUUAGCUGAACCAUAUUCAGGCUCAUUCCGAAAUCUCACUGCAAAAUCUAGGCAUUGUUAAAUAAUGUGACCAAUGUUCGGAUUUUGCAGUCCAAAUUACCCCGUAGAGCAGGGCUUUCCAAACUUUUAUGGGCCGAGACCCACUUUUGAAAAUGGUAAUUUUUCGAGACCCACUUGCUUUUAAUGCAUAUUUUAAAAAUGUACACCAUGGCAAUCCGCUUUACAGGCAUAUAAUUGGCACACCAUGGCGAUCAGCUUUCAAUGCAUUCAAUUGGCACACCAUUGCAAUUAGUUUUAGAAGCAUAAAAUUGGCACACCAUGGUGAUCAGUUUUAGAAAUAUACAAUUGGCAUACCAUGGCAAUCAGUUUUAGAGGAAUACAAUUGGCACACCAUAGCAAUCAGCUUUACAGGCAGACAAUUGGAACAUCAUGGCAGCUUUAGAUGCAUAGACUUGGUGCAUCAUGGCAGCUUUAAGUGUAUAACAUUGGCACACCAUGGCAAUCAGUUUUACAGGCAUGCAAUUGGAUCAUGGCAAUCAGCUUUAGAUGCAUAAACUUGGCACACCAUGGCAACUUUAAAUGCAUAAACUUGGCACACCAUGGCAAUCAGCUUUAGAAGCAUACAAUAACUUCCGAAGUAUGCAUCAUGGCAAACAGCCCUAGAUGCAUACAGUUGGCACAUCAUGGCAGCUAUAGAGGCAUACAAUUGGCACACCAUGGCAAUCGGUUUUAGAUGCAUACAAUCAGCUUUAGAGACAUACAACUGGCAAACCAGGGCAAUAAGCUUUAGAUGCAUACAAUUGACACACCAGGGUAAUCCGUUUUAGAUGCAUAAAUCAUGGCAUAACAUGCUAGUUUUAGAGGCAUAAUUCUGGCAUAUCAUGGCAGUUUUAAAGGCAUAACUUUGGCAUAUAAUGGCAGUUUUAGUUUUAGAGGCAUAAUUCUGGCAUAUCAUGGCAGUUUUAGAAGCAUAUUUUUGGGUAUAAUGGCAGUUUUAGAGGCAAAUACUUGGUACUUCAUGGCAAUCAGUUUUAGAGACAUACAACUGCUUACUCACAGACUCAGUCAGAAUCAGAAAUUCUGUUGUCCUGCUCUUUCAUCCAGGCACCUCAUGUUGAUUAUCUCAGUGGGGUGAAUUAAUGUAGAGAGGGCCCUGGUGCAAGUAUGUUUUCUGGGCCCACCUCUAGUGCAAGUGUGGCCAAAAGGUAGAUCCCCAUCUGUCUGAGAACUUCAACAAUGCUAUGCCAGCUGGGGAUCUACCAUUUGUGCAUCGUGGCAGGGUUAUAUUUGUGAGCAGUGUUUGAGCAUUUGAAUGUAAGCAUGUUUUUGUAUUAAACAUAUCUGUGCAUGUAUGGGUGUAUUUGUAUGUACUGUUGCCAUUGGAAUGUAGUGGUGUACUUGUGUGUAAUGUUUGCGUCUGAAUGCAGGGGUGUUUGUAUGUAGUGUUGGACUUUAAAUGCAGGUGUGCUUUUUGUGUGUUGUGUUGGUGUCUGAAUGCAGGUGUGUUUGUAUAUAAUACAGGGGUGUGCUUGUAUGUAAAAUUUGUGUUUGAUUGCAGUGUGUGUGUAGUGGAUGCAGUGUUUAUAUUAUGUAUAUAAAAUAUACAUAUACAUAAUGUGUGUUUGAAUGUACGCAUGGUUUUGUAUGGCGUAUGUGUGUGAAUGUUGGUGUUUGAAUGCAGGUGUGCAUUUGUGUGCAGUGUAUACACUUCCACCCACAUUGAAACACAUACACACACAUACAGAGACACAGACACAAAAAUACAUACACUGACACAGCAAUAAACACACACACACACACAACACCUAGUUUCCCACACACAGAUACACAGACACUCAUGUACACAGAUACACACUGACACAAAACACACAGACACACAUGGACACACGGAUACACAUACACACUGACACUAAAGGACACACGGAUACACAUACACACAGAGACAGGAGGUGAGGGUGACAGUGUGGGGAAGGGGAGGGUGACAGUGUGGGUGGGAGUGUGUGUGCUGGUGACAGUGUGGGGGACAGUUUGAAAAAGGGUUGCAGUGUGGUGGGCAGGGUGAGGAAGGGUUACAAGUGUGUGAGGCAGGGGAAGAAACGGCUACAGUGGGGGGGCAGAGUGAGAAAGGAUUACAGUGUGGGAAGGGGGCAGAGUAAGAAGGGGUUACAGUGUGGGGGGCAGGGGGAGAAAGGGUUACAGUGGGGAGAGCAAAGUGAAAAAAGGUUACAGUGGGGGGCAGGGUUAGAAAGGGUUACAAUGUGGGGGCAGGGUGAGAAAGAGUUACAGUGGGGGUAACAGAGAGAGAAAGGAUUACAGUGUGGGGGCAGGAUGAGAAGGUGCUAUAGUGUGGGGGCAGGGUGAAAAAAGGUUACAGAGUGACGAAGGGGGCAGAGUGAGAAGAGGUUACAGUGUGGGUGGCAGGGUGAGAAAGAAUUACAGUGGGGGGCAAAGUGAGAAAGGGUUAGAAAGGGUUACAAUGUGGGGGCAGGGUGAGAAAGGGUUAUAGUGGGCGGGCAUGGGGAGAAAGGAUUAUAGUGUGGGGAGCAGGGGCAGAGAAAAGGCUACAGUGGGGGGCAGAGGAAAAGGGCUACAGUGAAGGGGGCAGGGGAAGAAGGGUUACAGUGUGGGGAGGCAGGGCAGAGUGAGAAGGGGUUACAUUGUGGGAAGGGAACAGGGUGAGAGGGUGUGUGGAGGGGGGGAGGAGAAGGGGUUAUAGUGUGGGGGGGGGCAGGAGAGAGAAGAGGUUACAGUGUGGGGAGGGGGGCAGAUGAGAAGGGGUUACAGUGUGGAGAAGGGAGCAGGGAGAGAAGGGGUUACAAUGUGGGGAGGGGGGCAGAGUGAGAAGGGGUUAACAUGUAGGGAAGGAGGCAGGGUGAGAAAGGGUUACAGUGUGGAGAAGAGGGCAGGGUGAUGGGGGUUACAGUGUGGGGAAGGAGCAUGGAGAGAAGGAGUUACAGUGUAGGGGAAGAUGCACUGUGUCCUACCUUUAUUUUUAAUAUAACAAAUUCCCUGGUGGUCGAAUGUCUCCCUGGUGGUUUGGUGGGUUACUUCUCCGGUCUGCAGCUCCGCAGAGCUGCAGAGUGUGUGAUGGAGGUCUCGCAGGACUCAGAGUGUUGCCAUGCUAACACUCUGGGAGCAUGCAAGACAUCUAUUACACGGUCUGCUGCUCUGCACCCGGUGGAGCUGCAGACGGCAGGUUGUGGGCUCUCUCUUGGGCAGACUGAUGGAGGGAACCAAAGUGAGCUUAGUACAAUCUGGAUAUAACGUCCAGACUCUACUAAUCAAAUGAGUGGAGCGCUAAAGGUAUAAACUUACCCUAAAAUAGGGUUAAAUCUCAGAUGUAUAUCAGUACAUAUAAAGGAAACACAAAAUAAAACACAAUAUAGUGUAAAUCCACAGGUGGUAAUGUAUUUUGGUGAUAAUUCAAGUAGUCAAACUCACAUUGAUCAGAGCCUCAAAGGGACAGGCUCAAAUCACUUGCACAGUAGUGUCGUAUGUAGACACUGCACCCUUGCAUAGAGAGCAAGCCGUCGGGCCCCCUCCUGUGUCGGGACAGUGGUCAUGGACUGAGGGCCAGACUAAUCAGUCUACCUGACGGUCUCAUAGCCAUAGGUCGCCGGCAGCCCACACUUUGGGAAACCCUGCCGUAGAGCAUAGGAUGGUUUUGCCCCAUUCAGUACAUGGCUAUUCUGACUUUAGUGAAUAACCAUGAGAGUGAAUUCAUUGAUCUUAUACUCACAGUGUUUUAUUUACCCCAAAGGACAAUGUUAUGAAGAUGCUGAAGGAAAUGAGAGGGUGGUAGGAGGAUCAAAUUCUGCACAAAAUGCAUGGCCUUGGCAGGUACGUGUGGCUAACUUCUCUCUGUAUAAGGCAAUAGAAAGUAUUGCAAUGAAAACUCCAAGUGCGACUGUGGAACUCCACGAUAAACUACACAAUUAUUUAAAAACAAAAUGCUAAAUUAUAUACUGUUUAUGAUUUGCUUGAUAUUUAAUACAUAUGUUGAAUCAUUUCCCUUGUCCAGAUUUCCCUCCAGUAUCAGUCUGGAAGCAGCUGGUAUCACACCUGUGGAGGUUCUCUGAUCCGUGCUAACCGUGUCCUGACUGCUGCUCACUGUGUAGACAGGUAAAACCAUCAACAUAUAAUAUUGUGUUAACAGCAUUAAUACAAACAUUAUAAUCUACCUAAAAGAGAUAUCCCAAGCACCAUAACCACCAACGUUAAUUGGAUAUUUAAACCAUUGUGAAUCAACACAUCCCUUUUAUUGCUGUCCCUUUCAAUGGCCAUGAUGAAAAGACUACACUGAUUCAAUGUAUUCCAAAUGGUCCAUACUCUAGUGUUUGAAACUCUUGUAGACUCUUGAAUAUGCAAUUUGUGCUCAUAUCACACACAAACUCGUGGAAAGUGAGGAAUGAGUGUACUUCAUUAUAGACAUCUCAGGCUAAAGGAGUAAGCUUCAGGUGCUGGAGAUUCCUUUUGUUAACCCGAAUUAAAACAGCAUAGCUUCGAGGCUCUAUAACCACUGCCAAAAGCUGCAGUUGUUAUUGGGUACUAUUGAUGUGCUUCCUACAUUUUAUAAUGAGCAUCUGUAUGAGUAAAUAUAAACUAAAUGAUUAAUGAAUUAAUGAUAAAUGAAAAAUAAGUGAUUAUUUUCUUUAAUAGUACAAUAACAAGUCAAUAUUAAUCACUAGUAAAAUAUAUUUAAUGUAUACGGCAACAACACAAUUUGCCAACAUACAAAUGUAUAUUUGCAUACUCAGACAUAUACUAAUAUACAUUUUUUUGCAAAAAAUCUUAGUCCAUUACAAAUACAGAAUUUCCUUUGAUCUUUCACUGCUUUUUCUGUCAUCAAAUAAUUUCUGAUCCUUCCUAGGAAUCUGUGCUUUGCUUCAUCUUGGAUGGAAUGUCCUAUGCCAAAAGCUAGUUAGACAGAUCCAGUCUAAGAUUCCAUGGCAGGAUACAAAAACUAUGGAAAACAAAACAAUACUAUCACCACAUUAACGUGUGAAUAGUGUGAAAUAAGUAUGCAAUAUACUUAUCAGGUAAAUCAAGUGGACAGCCUCCCAAGGAUCACUUCCCAGGUGGUGAUCUUUAGACCAGAAUACAAGCAGAACACAUAUUGGAUACGGCUGUGGAAUCUAAAAAGAACAUAGAUAAAACAUAAUGUAAUACAAUUUUAACAAAUUCGAAGAAUUAUCUCCCAUGUCUCAGCUGUUAAUUAGAUAUCUGCCAAAAAACUAACAAAUCAUGUGCACUGUACAAAAAUGCACUCACAAGAUGUAGACGUAUUAUUGGCUCAAAGGGUGCCUCCCCAGAUAUAAUUGGGGGGCUAUGGAUCCCUCUCCACUGUCUGCAGGAUAGCAGGAAAUCAGGACUCCGCAUGGUAGUAUAAAAUAGCGGCUUUUAUUAUAAAUCAAAUAAAAUUGGUAAAACAGCAGUAGUUGUGGUCUUACGCGUUUCGUCCCACACUUGGAACUUUGUCAGAGACCAUAAAAUCAAAGUAAAUUACAGAUGGUUAUACAAAAAUAACAGCCUAACAAUUCCCACCCCACAGUAUCUUUAAAUAGGGCUAAUCCCUGAGUUCAUUGGUGGUUCAAAGGGUGUUGUUUCUCCUCCGUGGUCUUGCUGGUUCCCUUCUUGCACUGGAUCACUUGUAGAUCUUCGAAUAAUUAUCUCCCAUGUCUCUGUUAAUUAGAUAUCUGCCAAAAAACUGGAACUGGAAGUGUGUUCCAUUAAACACUUGCACGUUCCAUUCGCUGAGUGAUGUGAGCCACAGAUAUCAAGACGGCUGUUCACAGAUGUAGUGUGCGACCUCUAGUGGUUGCCAAAGAUAUUGCAAGAUUUAACAAUGGUAUUAGUAAAACGAAACAGCAAGUAUUUGAUCUGCUAUAGAGAAGGGUUGUAAUACCAUAGAUAAUCGUUAAUCAGAACCCUCAAUAUGAAUUAAAGUGCAAGAAAAUGAACUUAUAUCAUGUGAUUAUUGCAUAGCAUAAAUAAUUAUUUUUCUUUUAUUAAUUAUAUCUUUAGUUUUCUUUUUUGUUUUUUUUUUACAUCAUUCAAUCAAAGAUUAAUUCUUUAAAGUGAAUAUAUUAAAGUGAAUAUGUGCAAUAAUUGAUUAAUGUCAAUUGUUCUUUCUCAUGUUCUAAACAAUAUUUAUUGAAAUAAAUUAACAUAAUCUAAUGUAACCACACAUACCUAUUGUUAUAAUACAUGACUGUAUACCCAGUCGUGAAAUAGCAACUAAUUACAUUUGAUGUCCCUAAUUUAAAGAUGGACAAAAACAAUUUCUAUUCCUAUUUUUCUUUUGCUACAAUAGUUUUAAUCAAAGAAUUAUUUAUUAAGAGUAACACCAGAUAUGUUUAGGUGAAUUGGUACAUUAACCCCUUAAGGACACAUGACGGAAAUAUUCCGUCAUGAUUCCCUUUUAUUCCAGAAGUUGUGUCCUUAACGGGUUAAACCAUAAAUACCUAAUAUUUCAAUUAUCUGCAAAAUAGUGAUACGGAUGUACUGUAUUGUUUUUAUACAGGUUCACUACUAUAAUAUGUAAUUGUGUAGCCUAUCAUAAAUCGGUGAUUGGUAUCCCCCAUAUAGAGAGUAUAUAGAACAUAUGUGUACAAAGGAAGAGAAUACAUUUAGAAAAAAAUACACAAAAGGUGCAUGAACAAAAGUCUCAGACUUAAUCUUAAAAAUAUCUCCCAUUGUAAAGCUGGAGAAUGAAUUUACCCUAUCCAAAGACAUAGUAGAACAAGCUUUACAAGAAUAUUGAAGUAAGAAUGACAUCCUCUAAAGGUACCAGAGAGCCCCAUGGUGUUCCAACACUCUCUGAGGAAGGUCCAAGUGUGGGACGAAACACAUGAGACCACAACUACUGCUGUUUUACCAGUUUUAUUUGAUUUAUAAUAAAAGCCGCUAUUUUAUACUUCCAUCCGGAGUCCUGAUUUCCUGCUAUCCUGCAGACAGCGGAGAGGGAUCCAUAGCCCCCCAAUUACAUCAGGGGAGGCACCCUUUGAGCGCAUAAUAUAUCUACAUCUUGUGAGUGCAUUUUUGUACAGCGCAUAUUAUUUGUUAAAAUUGUAUUACACUAUGUUUUAUCUAUGUUCUUUUUAGAUUCCACAGCCGUAUUCCAUAUGUGUUUUGCUUGUAAAAAAAAAACUAUGGGCUGGAUUUAUUUAGCAGAGUAAGGGUUUAAUCUAUUUCUGAAAAGUAAUUCCUCCAUUGAAGACUAUGGGUAAAUUGUUAUUCAGAAAACAACCCAAUCUGUCUUAGUACUAAAAUAAUUUUUUUUCAGCAAAAAAGUACUAUUGUAACAUAUCUACAUAUUUAUCUAAAGUUUUGUCAUACCUAAUGCUUAUCUUAUUUUAUGAUAUAUACCUUCCACAUACUGUGAGUGACAUAAAAAAACAACUAUAUUAUUUUAUUUCUAAUAAACAGAGUUUAUACCUUCCGUGUGGCUUUGGGAGAACACAACCUGAACGUGAACGAGGGCAGAGAACAAUAUAUCUCCGUUUCUAGAAUUGUAAAACAUGCCAGCUGGAACACUAACAAUGUAGCAGCAGGGUAAGAAAUAGGGAAAACUAAUGUGUGAAAUAAUGAAUUUGCCACUUCAUAAAAAAAAUAAUAAAAUAUUUGUUUACAAUAAUAACAACAUUCACAAAAAAUGACAUUUGUUAAGUGAAAGUGGAACGCAACCACUCCGCUUUCUUAAUAUUAAUAUUCUGAUCUUAGGGCUCCCAGUCCUUUGAAACACUCUGGGACAACUAUCCAUUAAGUACAUAUUCAUCUUAAACAUACAUUUUAACUGAUAAAUAUUUUUUUAUAUUAUAUUUUUGGGACAUACAUAAUGAUGUCCUUUUGCCAUCAUUUUUAUCUACACAAUGUUCUCCUAAACUGCUAUUAACAUACAUUUAAGAACUCUGUCAUUGUAAAUAGCUAAAGUAAUAUAAUGUGUAAUUAUAACCUACAUUUACAUCUAUAAGUCUUUCUUCUAGUUGUUGUCUUUUCUUAACAGGUAUGAUAUUGCCAUCCUUCAUCUAGCAUCGAGCGCCACCCUGAACAGCUAUGUAAAACUGGCAACACUGCCAAGUGAUGGGGCUGUCCUGGCCCACAAUUACGCCUGCACCAUUACUGGAUGGGGAAGAACCACCAGUAAGUAUCUAAUUUGAUUGUUUUUUAAAUAGCAUACCUAAACAUUCUUGCUUUUUCUGCUCAUCAAUAGAUAUAUAAAAUAUCAGUUCCUCCAACUGGUUGUUAGAGACAAUAUUCUGUUUGGUUAAUUCUGAUUGUCGAAUAGUAGAUUAUUACAUAUGUUCCAUUUGACAUCAUAUGCUGCUUAAUAUGAGCAUGUGUUUUCCCCAUAGCCGGUGGAUCCCUCCCCGCAAUCCUCCAGCAGGCCCCUCUGCCUGUGGUCGCUCACUCAACCUGCUCAACAAGUUCCUACUGGGGCAGCACUGUGAAGACCACCAUGGUGUGUGCAGGUGGUAACGGUGCUCAGGCUGGAUGCAAUGUAAGAUAAUGAGUUACAUUUUCAUAAUCUUACAGUCUGUGUUUUGCAAUUUUCCCUUGAAAGGUAUAUGAAUGCAGCUUAUGGUGAAAGGUGACAGUGUGUCAGGGUGGCGGUCCGGAGCCCGGGACCCAGACACUGUCCAGGCGGUGGUGCGAGGAUCGGGACCCAGUAUGCCUGAUGUUCAAAGUAGGAGUCACAGUGUGGAGGUGGAUUAGCAGUGUCUGGUGCAGGGUAACCGCACGCCCCUUGGUGUUAAGCGCCAGCGUUUGUACAGCCACAUACCAGAACCCUGAUUUAGCUUAUGCGGAUACCAGGAAAUAGGAGCUGGGAAUUAAGCAGACCUCCCAGAGCUGAAUAGGGAGGUACGGCAGCAAGAAUGUAUCCAGUACAGAAACAAGGCAAGACUAGGAAAGGCACCAAACAUGGAAACAAGACAGAACUAAUAGAACCCAGAACCAGAGAAGGAUAGGAAGCUAAACCCAGAACAUGUACACAAUACAUAAGGGAAACAAUAACAUAACAUGGGCAGGAAUUGACAGGACUGUACAUGGACUGGGAAUACAAACUAAAACAAGACAAGAUAUGAUAGGCAAAACAAGAGGAAAAAUAACUAAGUACUAUAUAUGAAAACUAUGGGGAUUUAGUUACAUUAUAUGAUCAUACAUUGCAUAAGCCUGCCAACAACGCCAAUGUACCCAAUAUCUGGCAGGUCCUACUCUGCCUAAUGCAAGCUAAACCAACCAAAGAAAACAAACAUAGUACUUACCUGCAAGAAAGGGCAGAAGACUUGAGCAGCUGCCUGCAGGAACACUGAAACAAAAGAACUGAUGGAAAACAAACGGGUGUGGCAAAUAAAACAAACAUCUAAAGGAAACCUGGAGACUGGGAAUUCCCGGGACGGAAUACAGGAUUGAACCCAGAAAAACCAAGCAUAAAGAAAACCAGACAUAGAAUAGAAAACCAAAAAAAACAAGAAAAACUAAACAAAAAUUGUAAAAAGAGAACUAGAUACCAGAAGCCAUUGCCAGAAUGAUCCGCAGCUAGGAACAGGAUGUGACACAAUGUUUGAAAAUUUGAAUGCAUCGUUUUAAUUUGUUUUUGCCCAGCUACCUUUCCAAGGCAAGUGUUUCACAAGUUUGACCUGUGUUACUAAUCAUUCAACAAUUAUGAAGACCACAUCGUAAAAAAACGGUGAAAAACCUGGAGGUUGAGCCUGCAGGCCUCUUGUUCCCUCUCCUCAUUUGCGUGUACUCUUCAUCAAGUUAAGGCUUUCCAUUUUCUCAGAACAUCAGUCACUUAAUUAUGUCCAAGACCAAGAGGGUACUGAUAAGUAGACAGUGCAGUACAUUAUUGCCUGGCAUUGAUUAACGGCUCAGAGAUUUUGGACUGACAAUGAAACUUCUCAUCAGACACGAAGGUACAAUAUUUAAUUUCAAAUAAAAAAAAAAAAACAAUAUUUAAUCUGCUUCAAUAAAGCAUUAAGGAAGGAUUUGAAGUCACAACAACAGAUACACAGUGGAGCAGAGCUCCCUGUACCCUGGCUGUGAUGGAGCAUCUCCAUCCUGGAAAAGGGUUGGGACUAGCUCUAUUUCCUCCCAAGGACUGGAUGACAUGACACACAGUCCUGGGAGAGAUAGUUCUUACAAAGACCCUCUUAAUCCUCCACGAGCUGGAACAAGAUGCUGAGCAGUAAUUAGCCCUUUCCCCUUCCAAUAACUAGACAACACAUAGUUCUGGGAGUGCAAAAGAUUUUAAUGAGCUAAACUCGUCCAUUUAUGCACAGACCCCCACAGUGGGUCUCCAAACAAUACAAUACAAGCCUCUCCCAGGUGUCUCUGUGCCUGUGAGAUAAUUGAGUUAAAUACCAGUAAGUUAAUUAUCUCCCAGAAACAGAGAGCCAAACAUAAAAGUACCCCAAAACAUUAUAAAAACAUGCAAUAACCUCACAUGUCUUACAUCCCCAAAAAGCCCUGAGAUAAGUGCCCAAGUUGUCCAAAUAGUGCCUAGGGAAAGCUGCUAAGAGCGGCUGAGCAGGGUAACUCCCAAACGGGGUGUGCGACCUGGACCGUAGUCGGUGGGCAGGAGACCAGCUUCCACACUCCUCCAGGAGCUCAUGGCAAAUGUUCAUGGGAAGGAGUGUUUGUCGCACACAGGAAUGAAGUUGAGGUAAUAUGUAUAAAAGAAGAGUUGGUAGCUAGACACAGGAUAUGUACGAGAAAGGAAAGAGGUGGAAAAAGUGUUGUUACUAUUUGAGAGAAAGAAUCUGGGUUGAAAUGGAGGGAUCUGAAAGACAAAUAAAGGUGAACGAAUGAUUGUAAUAAAGAAAAAAAAGAGGGAUGGAACAGCGCUAUCCAAACUGAUCACAACGGGCGGGGGAAAGGCUGCACACCUGAAAGGAAGGGUAACCCUCAAAACUCUUCAAAGUACUGGAAAAACAGGAAACAACAAUUACAGGAUGCGCCAAGAACAAAGUAAAUAAAUAAAAUGGAUAAUAGGAAAAAAAAAUACCAGGGAAACAGGCAAAUGAAAGUCUCUAAUUCAUAGGUAUAUUCUUCAGAAAUUCUCAGGACGUCUUGGGUUAAGUUCUCAUCAGCAUAUAUGAAAGAGAAAAAAACACACAGAGGGGACCAAUGGUGCAAUGACUUAAAGGAGUAUGGCUACAGACAACACUGAGAUUAAGAAAUGCCAACUGACAUUUAUGGGAGCUAUAACCAGCUCGAGUUAAAACAGCAUACAGUGGUAUUUAAACUCCCCACGUGUAGUAUAUUCCUCUCACGAGAUUUUCAGUGCAGUUUAUAUGAAAUAAAAACACAAGAGAAGGCCUUUAGUGCUCUCUAUAUAAAAAAAGUACUGGAUAAAAUAAGAGAUGUACUUACAAUUUACAGAGCAGACAAACCGCUCUGUGUAAAGCGCCUGGGUGGUACGAUCCCCACCAUGGAUUCUUAGGAUGGUAUAAAAGCUUCAGAUAUUUAGGAUAUGCCAGGUAAAAAAACAAGGAUAAAUAUAAAAGUAUUUAAAAUAGUCCAAAAAAACACUUAUAUUUAGAUUAAAACACAACGUGUUUCGCCACAAAAGAUGUACACUUGAAGAAGCCUUUUGUGGCGAAACACGUUGUGUUUUAAUCUAAAUAAAAGUAUUUUUUUUGACUAUUUUAAAUACUUUUAUAUUUAUCCUUAUUUUUCUCUUUCAUGUAUGCUGAUGAGAACUUGACCCAAGAAGUCCUGAGAAUUUCUGAAGAAUAUACCUGUGAAUUAGAGACUUUAAUUUGCCUGUUUCCCUGGUAUUUUUUUUUUUCUAUUAUCCAUUUUAUUUAUUUACUUUGUUCUUGGCGCACCGUGUAAUUGCUGUUUCCUGAAUGAAUGGUUGGCUGAUUGGCUGGAUGGUUUGAUAGAUGGAUGGAUGGCUGACUGGCUGACUGGAUGGAUGACCGGAUGGCUGGCUGGCAGAUAGAAGAAGAUAUGAACUAGAAGGGCUUUUUAAGUAUAGUUAUGCUAGUGUUUUAGAUUAUCCAUGUUUUGUAAUUAUGUAUUUGAUAAUAUUGCUAACCAUAGUUUUGUAGACAUAUGGGUCUAUAUAAAACAUUAUAAAUAUAUUCUAACAUUUUUUGUAACUGGGUCAAAAUGUAUGCCAAUAUUGUAAGCAUACCCUUACUUAAAGCUGGUCUAGAAUACACCUAAUUUUUUUCUACUAUAGGGAGAUUCUGGCGGACCCCUCAACUGUGCUGUCAAUGGAGUUUACCAGGUCCAUGGUGUAACUAGUUUUGUGUCUUCUUCUGGAUGCAAUGCCUACCUCAAACCAACAGUGUUCACCAGAGUGUCUGCUUAUAUCUCCUGGAUCAAUGCUGUGAGUUAAAUUUGAACAAGAAUAGAAUUCAUUUUAUAUGUAUGUGCUGUAGAUUGAACAUACAUAGUGAAAAUGGUAAUGUUUGCUUCUUUAUCCAUUUGUCAUUUUAUCAAAUAUAUGGAAAUAUUCGUUAUUCUCCAAUAUGAACAUGUGAAAAUUUAAAAAGUAUUUUAUAUUUCCAUUUUACUUGCACAAACAACAUUUGUACAAAUAUUCACUAUUCACAAUUCAGCCAUUUGGUUUCUAAUAUAGUCCAUGCGUGGGAUAAGCAUAAGGCUAUCCUAGACUUAAGAUAAGGCCAGAGACUAAUUAAAAGUAUUUUGAAAUAAUGGACAGACUAGAUGGGCCGAAUGGUUCUUAUCUGCCAUCACAUUCUAUGUUUCUAUGUUUCUAUAUACUGGUUCAUGGGCAAGAAAAGCAUGGUAAGUCAAAAGGGAACAAAAAAGGCACCAUAUGAGGCAGAAAAGGUUAGAGCAAAGUCCAUUACCGGCAUGUGGCUGUUUAUAAAAGCAAGGGGAAAACAAUGAUGCAGUUUCCUCUUCAAAUCAUAGGUUCCUGCACUGUAGACCUGGGUAACAAUAUAGUUCUUUUGAAACUUUAACAUCCAACACUAGCAAAACAUAUUGUGAGCUGUUGUUAACAUCAAAUGGAAAGUCAUUGUUGGCAGUCAUGCACUUGGGCUUUUUAAUGAAUGUCAAGAACAUAUUAAGAACAUUUGACGUUUUCCUUGGUAACCAACAAUGCAUUAUUUCUCUUUCAGAAUAUCUAA
Molecule: messenger RNA, 56788 nt
Organism: Pelobates cultripes (western spadefoot toad)
Lineage: Eukaryota; Metazoa; Chordata; Amphibia; Anura; Pelobatidae
Source: the annotation of a GenBank genome assembly